Molecule: messenger RNA, 65588 nt
Organism: Porites lobata
Lineage: Eukaryota; Metazoa; Cnidaria; Anthozoa; Scleractinia; Poritidae
Source: the annotation of a GenBank genome assembly
GGCGGACACUUGUAGGCUAUGAUUUCACUGACGAUGAAAUACAUUGCUUAUCCAUCUUAAAACGUUUGAUUGCUUGAAAACUAUUUUUGCGAAGAUUGGAACUUUUCGGAAAAAUUAUUAAGCCUUCAUGAGUGUUCAGAGAAGAGCAAGCUCUCAAAAUGGGAGACACACAUCAACAGGGACUCCAAAGUCGCCCGCCUCCAGCGGAUUAACUUAUCCCACAAUAAGACAAAGAGGUUAUUACUCCGAUAUUUUGGGAGGAGACUCAAAAGAUGAGCUUGGGGUAAGUUAGGAAGAAUCAACAGAAUGGAAAGGUUUUCUAACCGAGUGGUAUGUUUUCGUGUAAACUAUGGUGAUACAGUAGUGACAUGGCGGGAAAACCUGUACUUUCACCAUUUAGACUAACACUCAAUCUAAAUAUUAACUGCAGGCUACGUACUCACAAGUCUUAUGUGUUGUAAUUAAGUGUGUAAUCUCCACACUCCACUGAAAGUUCUCUCUUGCAGUAUAUGGAGACAAGGACAUGUGAAACGUUUGUAGUAUUUAUGUAGGGUCACCGGCACUGGCUUAAAUAGCUUCAGUCCCGGCUGUUUUGAAAGACUAGAUCGAGUGAAACCCCAAUUGAAAAUAUCAUCGCUAAAGCAAGAAGACUAAAAUGGUAAAAUCGAACAGGGCUAUAAUUAAGGUUUGUGGACUGGGGAUUUUACCUCCUUAAUUGUCAGAAAUUGUAUCCUUUGCAACUUCAUAAAUUCUAUACAUGGACGUUCCCUUGUUCUUAUAUUCCCUUUUCCCUGCUGUUGUAUUUGUAACAUACAUAUUACACAACAAUGUUUUCCUCAUUAGAAUGUUACUGGUGGCCCUCCAGCUUUUCGAAGCACACUAUGGAAAACAGCAAAAAUAAAACAUAUGCCAGAAGGUGUGUACUAGCAAUUUACUUAAGUUUCCUCUGCACAGCUCUAUUUCAGACUUGCCAAGUCUCACAACUUAAUCGCAAGUCUCACGAUUUCAUGACCUAUCUCACACUCUUUACAAGUUGCAACUGAUUUCUCAUGCUUCUUCGAAAAGUCAAACUCCAAAAACAUUCGGAGUUGCAGGGUUUGUCAUUUCCAAGUUAGAUAUUGAUAGAUUGCGAGCUCAAUCCAAGGAAAACACUUACAGUCGCAUUUGAUUGCAAUUUCUUUUAGCCUACCACGACUUGCUACUAAUUGUGAAGACUCAGUAUUUCUCUUGUCUCAAGAUGGCCGCAAACAAAACACAGAAAUUACAAAACCUGAAUCAUAAAAUUGAUUGUGAUGUUUAAUGCUGCAGCUUUAAAGGGAUAAUAUGUGACUUCCAAUACCCAUAAUCCCCACUGGAAGUCUUUCAACUAGGAAGUUUGGGACAUCUCACAACUUUUUACCCAUUUCUUGCUACUUUUCCCAGCUCUAGCUUCAGAGUCUCACAUUUUUUGUUUUUUGGGGGUUGGCAAGUCUGCUUUUUUCUGCUAUAAUUUUGUGUAACUCUAAAAACUACAUGUACAUGUAUCUGCACUUCUUCCAUGGAGGGUUUACUGGUUGAAGCCCCCCUUCCCCCUCCCCAUCCCUCUGGAAAUUCCAGUUUACAGCACCAGCAUGUGGGUUUAGACUCAAUAGAGGGGAGAAGUCAUUAAGUCAUGUUGUCAUGGUAGCAAAAUUUUUGGAUGACAACAAACCGAGAAAGUCACUUAAAAAGUAUAUGCGUACUGUUUCAAACUUCAUUGAUCUUAUUCAAUUUCAUUUAAUUUGUCAAAUGUUGGCAAAAUGUUCUGGGUACUUUGAAUCGGAAAGGACAAUAUCUAAGUUUAGAAAAAGAAAAAGAAGAUUUUGUGUUGUGUUCACCUACUCAAUAAAGUGGGUGCAUGAAACCCGGGGGGGGGGGGCACUUGGGUAUUUUUUGGGUGGGUAUGUGCCGCCCGGGACUCCAAAUUGGCACCCCGUUCUAAAAAAACUUUCUGCUAAAAUUGAUACCCCGUUCUAGAAAUGGGCCAAGUUUUUAUACCCCUUUCUAGAAUUCGCCCUAAAACUGAUACCCCGUUCUAGAAAUGGGCCAAAUUUUUAUAUUCCCUUCUAGAAAGUUUGUAAAUUGAAAUAGCCCCGUUUUUUAAAAAAGAUAUUUCUUUAUUUGUUCGACUUAUACAUCAAAUAAAUGCUUCUUCAUAAUCAGCAACAAUUUAAAGCAGAAGAUAAAGCCGUGAUCCACAAUUUUUUAUACCCCGUUCUAGAAAACUCCUCUAAAAUGGAUACCCCGUUCAGGAGCUUCAAAAUCACGACCCCGUUGGGCGGCACAUACCCGUAUAGGUAAUGUAUGGGAGUACCCCCCCUGGGGCAUGAAAUUAGGAAGUUUUAUGUCGCAGUCGUGCAAUGACAGCUAAGAAAUGCAAAAAAAUGCAUGAUUUGCAGUUGUUGUUUUGCUAAAGCUCCCUAUUGUAAGUUGUGAUCCAGAAAUUUUGCUGCCACAUGGUAAUGUGAUGUCACACUUUUCCUCUCUGUUGCCUUUAAUCAUUGUUGCUUCCUGUUCAGAAUUUCUUAUGAUCUUCCCUGGAAAUCUCCAUUGACUAAUUCACUUGUUGUGCCAAAACACUUUUUCUACUCAGUGCAAACCUUCAAGGGGCCUGUUUCGUCUCAAGCCUUAAAUUCACUGUUACAAGGUCAAGUUCAUGGACCAACCACAGCACCUAUCACAGUAUCUGUAAGUACAAGUAUGGUAAUACCAAAUAGUACAGUCAUUAAUCAUGAUACAUAUAUGCCUUUUUAUUCAUGCAUAAAAUAUGAUAUACACUGUACAUAUAAUAAUGUGAAGCCCUUGUGCAUGUUUGUACAUAGAUCCUGUUUGUAUAUGUACAUAUACGAACUGCGGAAAUUUUUUAAUGAUAGUUAUCAAAAGCUGUUCAUUUGUUUUCACAGGAUUUUCCUGAGAAGGCCUGGGAGCCCAAGGUUCAACUCCCUUUCAAUGCGGAACCUGGUCAAGUUCCAAGAAAAAUUGAGAUUGAAAGGUACCUAGGUCAUAUUUGUGUACUGGCAGAAUAUAAUUUACAUCUCUUAACUGAGCAUUUGCCAAAUAUGUUCAGUUCAUUUGUUUUAGGCAACUAUACUGGUAUUUUUUGAAAAAUCUAAUCUACUGAUAGCUUAAUUGAUUAAACAAGGCAUAACUGUUAAUCUUUAUCAGUCUUUUGACUAAAAUUACCCUCUUUUAUGAAUAUCUUUUCAGACAAAAGCGAAUUUUUGCAAAACAAAACAUCAACUCACUGCUUGAAGACCUUGGAGUCAAGACGUCUGAUUUAAUGCCUAGAGGAGACUACAAUAUGCGAGUAAAUCUCACAGGUGUUGACACUGCACCAUUUCCAAGCUUCUUACCUCUCCAUACAUUUGACGACACAGAGUAUGACUGCCGCAAUCCUCGUGAGUGGCUGGAGCUAGGCUUUGUUGAUGGUAAGCAACAUCCUGUACCAGGAAAAGCCCUUCUGCCUAAAGACAAUGGUAAAAAUGGAAAGGAGUACUCUUGGACAGAUGUUGGCAUGUUAGAUUAUGAUGCUGAGAAACAGUUAUUCUUUGUGCAGAUUGUCGGCACAGGAGGUCUUCAACACAAUGUUUUCCCAACAACCAAUGGUGUAGUAGAAAAUGGUCAUAAAGAACCAAAGAGAAAACAUUCUAAACUUGAAGCUCAGCAGUUCUGGGUCCCACGUAUUCAACUCUUGUUUGCUGCAGAAGACCCAGUGAAUUUUGCUGAGAGAGUAGCUAAGGCAUAUGCUCAGCGAUGUGAAACUGAGGCAUUGCUGAGGUACAAUCUGUAUGUUGAUUGCAUGCCAAUGGAUGGGGUAUUGAGACUGGACCCCAGUUCAAUGGAAAGAAUGAUCACUUGGGCAAAAGGAACCAGGACACUGAAAAAUGACAAGAGGUUAGAAACUUUACAAAAAUAAAUAUAUAAGUGGUAAGAGGGUAACCAUCCUAGUUUGUAAAAAAAUUUUUAUGGUAAUAAGUUACCAAAGUGUAAUUUUGCUGAAAUGCUUUCUUCCUCAAGUAAUAUAAUGGCUGAAGAAAAGGAUGAUGAUAUUGUGUUUUUUACUUGAAACCAGAUUGUAUUCCAAAUUGUUUGAAAAGAAUAGUACAGUUACUGUAGUACAAAUUAUAUGUACAUCAUAAAUUCUAAGGAAAGUGCCUAUAAUAAGAAGCAAAACUGGUUAAUAUGUUGUCUUAACUCCCCACGUUGGGAGAUUUAACCCCCAGUGCUGAAAAUAGGGACUUUGAAAAUAAUCAUUGUUCCAGCUAAAAUAUUAAUAUUUUUGUGGCCUAUCUAUGAUGCUUCUUGAUUUCUGUUGGUAUUCCUUCUGCAGCUUGGAUGAACAUGCCCGGCUGUUAUCAAAAGAAAUCCAAGUGGACUUUUCACGAAGCAUGAACAGGAUCACAUUUGACCAAAUUAUCAGUAGUAAACCAGAGAAAUAUCCCUUUGUAACUCUCCCACAAGAAGAAGAGGAAGUUAUUCCUGAGCGAGGUAUAUUUUUAUUUAGCACAUAAAGUCAUCCAGUGAAAAUAAAAUAAUUUAUUAUUCAUUCAAAAUAUUUCCCUGUUUCUGAUUGGUUAAAACCACAGGCAUAAUUCACCAUAACCAGCUGUUGUUGACCAAAAUUAAUUUGGAAAGAAUUUUGUCAUUUUGAACCGAUGACAUCAAAAUGACAUCAAAAGUGCAGCCUGGUUGCAAGUUAUUGAACCAUUGACAAAAAAAACCUGGGGAUGGCUGAGUUGUUUUGGUAGUUAGAACAAAAUGGUGGAACUGUCCUGGAACAUUUUGCUCAUUUCAGGGCAACAUUGUCUAAAUGAGAUGUAAGAGCCUGUUUGUUUCUACUUUUCAACAAACCAUCUACUAGAUCAAAUAUAUUGGUACUGAAUGAAUGCUGCGAUUUGGAAAUGGCUGUAAUUAAGUGGUAAUUGAACUUUGUGUCGUGCAGGUUUGGUCUGAAAUCAUGCUUUUGAUUUCAAAUCGAACUUGCGCUGCGUGCUUGUCCAAUUUUUGUAAUCAAGUGACUAUGAUUUUGGACCAAAUUGCACUCCACUCAGUUCAAUAUAGAUUUCAGUUAAACUUUAUGAACAUCUUGAGGAAGCUACUAGAGGAAAAAGCUCCCGUAAACAAUGUGAAAGAAGAGUUUCCAAUGCUGAGAAAUACGACUGCAAGUAAAAUAGGUAAUGGCAUUAUUUCGUUGCUAUGACAACUCUGAUGGCAUGGUAACCCUGAUCAAAACAAUUUUUCAUCUUUAGCUAAUACAGCUAUGGUGGUAAUUUUUCCAAAUCUUUGCUAAUGGCUGUGUAGUUUAUGCUCAAACUUGGGACAUAUUGACCUUGAAGACCCCAUCAAGCCACCCUAAAAUGUUCACUGAUACAGUCAUCAGUAAAUUUGAAAGCAUUUCUGUGUAUUUCUUGCUGUUUUUUUGUUUGCAUUUCAAUUUACAUCUGCAUUUAUGUCUAGUUUUUACCAGGUUUAUUAUGAUAAUUAAGGGCAUUUUGGGAUUUAAAUGCUCUCUUUUGUAUUGUAGUCGGAUUGUUAGUGUUACAGGUCAAAAUUAAAGUCGGGUUCAAAUUUUUUAACCUAGGUUGAUUCUCAAUUUCCUUUGUCCCUUAGCCCUAAUUCAUGAAUAAAAAUCUACCUGAAUUUGAUUUUGACCUGUGAAAUAUGCAAGGAAUUUGGUAGGCUCGAUUACCAGGUGCCACAGGGAAAUGAGCUGCCUGCGCUCGUCCGCCAAACAGGGAGUGGCGGAAACUGAGCCUAGGACUUUAUCAAAGUUUAGUCAUGAACGCUUUGUUCCUUGUUUUCUAGGAUUUCAUCCAGAUGUUCCAUCAUAUCCCUUUGAUGAGAAGUUUGACAACUUUGCUUUCAACUGCCUGUUAACACGUGAAGAGGCUAUCAUAGCCAUGGGUAAAGUCAGAUCUGAAUGUAACAAAGUUGCUGGCAUGUAUGUAUUCCAAGUACCUGUCUCAAAGAGCAUGAAGCUGGAAGAGUUUGAACAGACACAGGCUCAAGUCAGUACACAGGUACCUGGGUUUCAAUAAGAAUUAAUUAAAGUAGCCAGCAAGCUUCAACAGGGUAACCGACUGUAUCAAAAAAGGGCUGUCGGCCCCCUUCUUCUUCAUUAGGGAGUCUAGGGGCAACCCAGAAAAAGAUGAAAUCUUUGGAAGCCGUAAAAUGCGAUUUUCAGCAGUCUGGACACUAAAUUUGGUAAAAGAAAGAUAUGACAAGAUUUUUUAUCAAUAGUAGUAAUUUCUUUUAUUUCCAAUGCUGAUCAGUAAUGAGUUUAAACAAGAGAGAAUGAUAACGGUAAAAAGUAUCUUUUUUAGUUUUAUAACUGCUUUAUUUAAAUUUUUUUGGGGGGAAAUAGUAGCAAACUUCCCUGAGCAAAGUAGCUGAUGCGUUUUUUCGAUCGUCGGUGCUUAUUGAAACCCCUGCAGGUAACUGGCAUCAAAAUGCUGUGGUUUUUUAUGUCUUGUAAUGUUUAUUUAGUGGCCAUCAAGCAUUUUGAUACACUUAGUUUGGCUUUGUUUUAAAAAUGUGGUGAAGGAAAAUGUAGUCCAAAACACACCAGAAGGACUAGUAAUGCUGCUCGCGUGAUGAUUUUGAUUUUUCUGCUUAAGAUGAUGUUAAUUUUACAACCAAACCUCUAUUGAGUGGCCAACUUCAUGCCGGUACCCCAAGGGUAGUGGCCUAAUGGAGAUUCAACUGUUGUAAGAACAUUUUUGUUUUAGUCUGUUUAGUCAUGUGCCUUUUCUGCUGAGAGGUUUGAAGCAUAGUUUUCUAUGUAAAACAAACCAGAAUCAUUUUUUUUUGCAAAGGUUCACGUUUAUGACUACUAAAAGGUCAAGAAAAGCUUUGAGAUUUGUGCUAACCAAAUAAUGCCGGACUCACUAACAAUUCCGAAUCUUAUGUUUAGUGUAAUGGAAGUAAUAAUUAUUCAUCUCCUCUGGUAAACCUACAGGUGCAGAUAUUUUUGAGAGACAGCUGGCUGAAUACCUUAAGGACAGCCAUUCGAAGCAGUCUGCUUGAUGUUGGCAAGGGUUGGUUUAACAUGGAAGAAAGAAACUGGGAGGUGUACCAGAUUUCAAAACUUGCUAAAUUCAUGCAGCUUGUCAAGUUUGCCAUGCAGGUAGAGAGAAGUAAUGUUUAAGACCUGCUAGCUAUAUAGAUGGUGGAUGGUGAAAAGAAACAAAACGGUUAGUCUGUCUGGUCUUCUCAAAUAAGGAUGAUAAACAGCAGCCCCAUCUCACAACGUUUGCACUAAGAAAUUCUGUGGGAUGCUAAUGAACCCACACAGUGGGGCACAUGUAGUCCCCUGUGGUGUAAUCUAUCUCUCAUGGGUAAGGGACUGUUACAGGCCCGGCAGUAAUUGGUAUCAUACGCUGUUAUGGUGACCCUGCCAAAUUUGAUGAACCUACAUGUAAGUGAGUAAAUAAAUAAAGAAGACGAUUUGCUAGGACUAUGACAAGAACCGUAAAAACCACAAGCCACUGAAAGCUUCUAAUCUGAUAAAUGCCAUAUUUACAAUUUACACAAUAGUACGUCUGGUAUAAAUAUGGUAAAUAAGUCAGUGGAAUUGAACGUCCGAAGUUAAGUGCAUAUGCUAGAAAGAGUAAAACUGGCUUGUUUCUUUGGUUAAUCUACUGGAAGUUAAUUGUUAAUGGAAGUUAGUCCGCGGUAACUGGAUUUUGUGUAACUUGACAUUGAGUAGUAUAGGAGGGAUAUUUUACUCCGGAUUUUUGCUGGGGAAUCUCAUUAACUUGCGGAGGAAUACAUUAACGCCGAGGAGAUCAUAACGUUUGUCUUUAUCUCUUGAAUAAAAUGCGCAGGAAUCUCAUUAAGAUAAGGUCAUGUGCUAUUUUUAGUUGGUUUAACCGGUUUGACAGGUUUCUACUUGUUUUUAGGUCUGUAAAUGUCUUAGUUUUCGAUUGGUUGAUUAGAAAAUAUGAAAAGUUUUCAUUGGUUAAUUCAUGGUGUCUAAGGAAUAAAGUCAAACUAGUUUGUGGCUAAAAUCAGUAAGCCGUAACGUGAUUAUGCAAGUUCUAUUUUCUGCCGCUGUCAUUGUCCUAGUUCUGGUUCACUGAUUCGCGCAAAUCGUGCAUGUUAAUGAGGGCGAAGGCAAACUAGCUCUUUUUAGAACAGAAAACAAUGUUUUACUUACACUCCUCUACAGUUUAUUUCUUUCUUUUUACUUUAGUUUUAGUUCUAUUUUCCCUCCACCACAUCGACCCUACAUCGACCCUAUAUUGACCCUAUAUCGACCUCACAUCGACCCUACAUCGACCCUACAUUGACCCUAUAUCGACCCCACAUCUACCCUACAUCGACCCGACAGCGACCCUACAUCCACCUCCCUCCAUCUACAUUUCCUCCUCCUCAUUUUUAUUGUUUUCCCUCCUCUUCCUCCUCCUACUUUUAUUUCUUCUGUCUGUUUUAGGAUUCACUUCGUUACUUGGUGCAAGAUUCCUUAGCAGCAUUCACUCAAAUGAUCCAAGACGCCACGUACAGUGUCAUAGACUUAGGAGAGGACUUUGAUUGGGGAGAAGACAUCAUCAACAGCAGCUACAGGUAAAGACUUUAAAUAUCAACACAGUCAUAGAUUUUAAGUAAUUCCAGGAAAGAGAACCACAUUUUUGUCGCGCCAAAAUCCUCAAUCCUUCAUCUACAAGGUCUCGUUACAACGUUUCCAUUAGCUUCCCUCGCCUCAUUGGAUUCUUGAUUAGGAAACCUUUACUUCAAAAUGCAGGUGGAUUAACCAGAACCUAGCCUCCCCGCAGACGUCCUUUGGGGUUCGUUUGUCACGCAUUCAAACAAACGAACCCCAAAGGACGUCUGCGGUGAGGCUAACCAGAACCCUGACUGCUAGCUGGAUACGUUCUCGGUGAUCCCGAGUUCAAAUCCUUGGCGACGCUUAUAAAAUAGCCAACUGGUUCGCUUUCUACCAGUUGGUGAGUUGGGAUUCUUAACCAUGUUGUGUUUAUCUAUUUGAAUUAUUGGUUUCAUUAUCCCUAAAAAGCCCAAUAAUUGGAGAGGACAAGUUAAAAGUAUUUAAAUUCAACUUUAUGUAAAUCGUUCUGGACCGUUUUUUGGCACAACAUGCACUGUGGACGUUAAAAGAAUCGUUUGAUUUAGCCAAUAGAGAGAUCAAGAUUCACCUUUACCGCAAACGGCAAAAAUAAGACUCGCGUUGAGAAUUUCUCAGAAUAGAAAAUAAGCAAAUAACAACAGUCCCGAAUGAUUCCUGUGGUUAAGACUGGCAUAAAACUACUUAUUUUUGUGUAGCAGCAAUAAAGAGUAAACGGGAAAAAAUGGGGAAAACUUGGUCACGUGGUACAAAUUCACGGUUACCGUUUGAAGUAAACAUGAAUCUUAAUCUGUCUAAUAUUUUAUUGACUGGACUUGAAGCUGGGUCCGUUAAAAACUGAAAUUGCGUUCUUUAACAGGCCCAAAAAGAAUGCCCUGUUCAUGUUAGACCUGACAUUGGAGAAAACGGGGGUGCAGUACAGUACAGAUUUGGAGAGCUUUGAACGUGUGGUGAUCAUGUUGUUUGACAAAGGAAUCACCUGCACUAAGAAUGUUCCACAGCUUGAAAAGAUGGUGAUAGAAGGUCUGUUUUGGAGUGGCACGCCUCUUCUCGAGUCUGUGGGUGAAAACGAACCGGAAGUGGUGAAGCUGAGAGAAACAGUGCGACAUGCAAUCCAGCAGUCCCUGAUCCCUCUGAGAGCUUAUGCCAGACAGUAUGAGAAGUACCUGGACUUGUAUAACUUGGAUAUCAACGAGUAUCUCGUGUAAGUACAGUGUGUAGCCUGUUGGACUGGAUUCCAGGAACACAACAUUUCUUGUUAUAAGUAUAGUCAGGGGCACCCUACGACGGUUUCCUCCAAAAUGCAUUGAAAAUACUUUAUAGGUUAUCCAGAGUACUUUUAGACCUCUAGAAAUGCAUUCUAAGUGGGGCUAUAGGAUUUGUAUCUGUUCGGUCAUCCUACGGGAACUUACAAGGGCUUCAGUAAUAUUUUAAUAUUUCAAGCACUUUAAACCAGUAAAUGUUUUGUGUAGGGAGUAUGAUUCGCAAGAGCGUUCCGCCUCAGAAGUGAAACAGGAGAUUGAAAGGCAUUUAAAAGAUAAGGAGACACUAGAGAACUCCUUGCCAUCAAGCAUUGUGAUUGGUCCAUACUGGAUAUCCACUGAGGGAGUCAGGCAGGCAUUGGCAAAGAAACGAAAAGCGUUGGCUAAUGCUGUUAUUGACCUGUUGGCCAAAAAACUCCGCAAGCAGGCUGACAUGGUGUGUGAUGUUGCUUUUUGUUUUAUUCAAUAGUGUUUUGAUUUUGGAUGGCUUAAUUUUUUUCACAAACCGUUAUUUGGAGGAUUACACUUCACAGGAUGUAGAUCAAAGAUAUUUAAAUCACAACAGAAUUUUCUGAAAGUGCCCACUACUGGUGAGCAAAUAUUUGUGAUUAAGCGGACCAACAUCAUCGAUGUUAGUCUCCUACGUACGACAUCGAGUGCAUUGUACCUUUGUUAUAAAGGAAAAACUGGAGGAUGAGAGUUUUGUAUUUUGAAUUUUCUUCGCUGUUUUGAAUUUGUACUAGAAAUGCGCUUCCUUUGAUCAAAAAAAAAGAAAAGAAACGGUUAUACUAAAGUAUUUUAAUUUUCUACUAGGUUUGUGAGGAGUUUAAGGCGAUCGCACGGCAGUUGUAUGAUAAACCAAACAGCAUAGAAGAGCUGGCAGAACAAAGAGAAUACAUGAAGCAGAUUCCAGAACAACUGAAGAAAAACCAGGAACUGAUUGACAAAGCUAUGGUCGAUUAUGAGCUCAUUGAAGAGUUUAACUACAAUAUAUCUGCUGAGGACUUCAAUGCAAAGUGAGUUGAUCUGACUUCCGGAUAGAGUAGUUUAUAAGUACAGGUAACUUAAUAGUCUAUCAAUUGACUGCAAAAGAAGUCUUCAUAAAUCUUCACGCACGCAAACCGUCAAACUGCCCGUAUGACACUCUUGUACUUUCCAUAUUUACAUGUAUCAGGUGGACCUGUAUUGGAUGGCCAUAUAAAAUCCAGCUACAAAUGGAAGCAACAGAAGCCAGCCUUGAUGCAGAUGAAGAAAGAUUCCAGAAGAACUUGUUAGCUGACCAGAACACUUUUCAAGACCGGCUGGACUCGCUCAACAUGGCCGUGGCAGGAUUUGCUGCUCAUACUGACAUCAGUAAGGCGCACGAAGUGGCGAAUGAAGUGCGGCGUCUAACGAAACAGCUCAAGGAAUGCCAGGCACUCGCUAAUACCUACAAUAACAGAGAGAGGCUGUUUGGCCUCCCUGUCACGUCUGUAAGUAGUUUAAUUCGAUUGUAAACGUGUACUGCUAUUUGUGUCUUAAGGACAAAGACAGUAAAAAGCAAUUCAUUUGGAGGGUUUAUUCCUGAAGUUAUUCAGUAAGGGGUAAAAGUUAUUCAGUAAGGGGUAAAGGUUCCAGUUUGGCAUUACUUGAAAUCAAUGUCAUUUUUAUCAAGAAACAAAACGUCCAACGUGUCUACCUUAAGAUUGUGAUGAUUUGGCAGUAAAAGAAAACAUAUGAGAAGUUCUAGAGUUCUUUUUAUAAUGUUAAAAACGUUCUCUGGCUAAAAAUGUUCAAAAAAUUCAAGCUUUCGACCGCCUGAACUGUAGUCUUCAAUGGGCGAAGUGAUUUGAAAGUGAAAAAAAUCUAAAAUACAGUGCGAUACAUAAUACAAUAGAAUAAAAUUACUAAAGAAUGAGAAUAAAGAAAUAAUUCAUUGAGAAAAAAAAUUAUAUUGUCUUGGGUCUUAGCGUUCAUCCACUGACUUCUACAUUAAUUUUGAUCUGUUGAAAACAGUAUGACAAGCUGGGCCGGCUGGUCAAGGACUUUGAGCCGUUUAAGAACAUGUGGCUGACAGCAUCUGAUUGGCUGAAGUGGUAUGACAGUUGGAUGAACGAUCCCCUCACCACCAUAGACGCAGAACAACUGGAACAGAAUGUUAACAACGCCUUCAAGACUAUUUUCAAGUGUGUUAAGCAUUUCAAGGAGAUCCCUGCUUGCCAGGAGGUGGCGAUGGAAGUGAAACUGAAGAUUGAGAACUUCAAACCUUACAUUCCACUUAUCCAGGGCUUGAGAAAUCCUGGCAUGAGAAGCAGGCAUUGGGAACAGGUAUCAUUUCCGGCAGUUUCUUAGUUUUCUUCCGGUACCCUGAGUAUGAAAGGUGUUUUUUUCUCGCGCCGCAAGCCGAUAGAUCUUCGGCCGAAUACCCAAGCCACGAGACUUACCCGAAACCAGAAACCAGGUAUGAAAAGUCUCUGGGAUCCCGAGUAAGUCUUCGGUUGAUUAAGGGCAACAAGACAAAAAGUAGUUGUGAACCUCAAGGAAAAUUGCGUGAAGCGCCUGUGAAAACUCCCGUCCAAAGUUUUUAAAUACCUUAUGAUGUCUAUCGCAAAAUUUAUUCGGAAGUGCAGCAAUGUCUCGCUCGUUGAUCCCUCUGGUCAAAGAAAAAGAACCGGCAUCUGAAAAAAGGUUUUUGCCUUUACCGAAUAUCAUUUGUAUGAACUGAAAUUUAUCAUUUGUCAUUGCCAGAGUUAAGUUUUUGUUAUUAUGAAAUCAAAAAAAAAAAAAAGAAAAGUUGCUUCAGCUGUUUUAUAGCGAUGAUGGUUGUUUUGGACUUAUCGGUGACCAAAUUGCGCCAUUUACAAUUUACUUCUUUAGAAACUGACAAUACUUGUGCGUUUUUCUCUCCAGUUGUCCAAGGAGCUUGGUUUUCCUAUUGUGGCAAACGCGCAGCUUACGUUUACAAAGUGCCUGGAGAUGAAGCUGCAAGAUCACAUCGAGGUUAUCGCUAAAGUCGCUGAGAUUGCGGGCAAGGAAUACUCUAUUGAACAGGUAAAUUGCAAACUUCAUAUACACGUACCCAGUUCUGUUGCUCUGUAAAGUUGUCUUAAGAAAUUUUAAAUGUUAUCACUUUCAUCUUGAACCAGAAACUUAUUCGGAUUUCUUCUUCAACCUUUAAAGUUUUGUAAAUUAAAAGUUGUGUUAUUAUAUUAAUAAACUUUCCAAGAAGUUGUUUCUCACUAGGAUUUAAACACAAACGUGAGAUCUACCUUUUCUGCCUUCCAUAUGGUAUUCUAGCAGUGAAAUUAUUGACUAAUUGUUGUGACAUUUGCAAUUAGGCGCUUGACAAGAUGGAGAGCGAAUGGAAGCCAGUCAUGCUCGAGGUAAUGCCAUAUAAGGAAACAGGCACGUUCAUAAUGAAAGUCAGCGAUGACUGCUCGCAGCUAUUGGACGAUCACAUCGUGAUGGCACAGAGCAUGUCAUUUUCACCGUAUAAGAAGCCAUUUGAGGAGCGUAUCACCACUUGGGAGAGCAAGCUUGUGAUGACUCAGGAUGUGAUGGACGAGUGGUUGCAGUGUCAGAGACAGUGGCUGUAUCUGGAGCCUAUCUUUAGCUCGGAGGAUAUAAACCGCCAGCUGCCGGUGGAAAGCAAGAGGUAUCAGACCAUGGAAAGGAUAUGGAGAAAAGUGAUGAAUAACGCCAAGGGAAACCCACAGGUAAAUUGAAAGGAGACCACUGUGUAAUCCGAAAACCUAGCUUAUCUGUUCAAUUCAUUUAGAAAGUGCAGUCCACAAUGGUACUUUGCAGCGUUCUCAUAUUUUUAGAGCCUAGUUUUGAACCCUUCCGUACGGGUGACCUUUGUCUAGAUCUCAGCGUGCAAAGAAAUUAAUGCGAUUUGAUAGCCUGGGGCAGGUUGAUUUUGCAAUCGGGUUAGUGAAUUCUGUUCUUAACUUGCCCGGUGGGCAAGUGAAUUUUUUUGUUUUGGGGGUGGGGGCGGGGGAAAGGGUUGGAGAAGGGAGAAUGGGAGAGAGAAUGGAGAAGGGACUGCCAUUUCAUUUUGUCAAAGGAGCCAUGAGAAAGCCUAGCCGUUUACAUCCAAAGGCAAUAUCUUCUUCGUCAGUGAUAUGAAGGUCUUAACUGUUCGAACGGCCCAAGAAUCAAACGCACGACCUACUUCUCAGCAGUCUCGUGCUCUUCCAACUAACGUUAAGUUUUGAUAAAUGGAUGGCUGGAUUGACCUAGCACGUGACGCGAAAUUUGAGAAUGUAAUCCAGACUAAUCUGUUAAGUGUAUGCCAUACUCGGUGGCGUAGUCUUAACUGGCCAAGUAGAGUUACAACGAAGCACAAAAUAAAUCAACUCAACCUCAUGACUAAGCGUAAGCAUGAUCAUUCUGGUUGAAUUUUUAGGUGAUCUCUUUGUGCCCAGAUGCCAGGCUUCUUGAAAGUCUCCGUGAAUGUAACAAACUUUUAGAACAGGUAAGAAAAUGUCAACAUUAACGUUAGGACUCACAUAAAUAUCCGAAACUUUGCUAUCUUUUUUCCAUGGGAAGGAGCUGUUUACUGUGACGUGUGAUAACCUUGUGCUGCGAUUGCCUUUCAACAGGUACAAAAGGGACUUAGUGAAUACCUGGAGACGAAACGAACAGCCUUUCCACGAUUCUACUUUCUGUCGGAUGAUGAGCUACUGGAGAUUUUGUCUCAAACCAAAGAUCCUACUGCUGUUCAACCUCAUUUGCGAAAGUGCUUUGAAAAUAUCGCCAGGGUACGUACGUAAAAUAACUCUAACAGUGCCGAAGAUGGCUUCCAUGAACAGUAAGAGACAUCCAAAUUUCUUGCUAGUGUGUCCUUAAUAUAAAACAUCAUCAUUAGAAAGAACUGCAAAGGUACUGUAGGAUUUUAUUUAUUUUAAUAAGUAAAGUGGUGUAAUGGCUUUCACUUCAGUUGGCUACACUUAAGCAUCUUUUAGUUUGGUUAUAGCAAUUGUUAAUGGAGUUCGAUGGUUGUGUUUUUCAGCUAUCAUUUGAGGAAGACUUACGCAUAUCUUCUAUGUUUUCUGGCGAGGGAGAAUGUGUUCCAUUUAGCAACAGCCUCUAUCCCACCGGCAACGUUGAGGACUGGCUGCUGGAAGUAGAAAACACCAUGAGAGGAAGUUUACGAGAGAUUUUACACAGAGCUUUGUUAGAAUAUGCUGAGGUAAAAUUUCAUUUUAGUAAGGGUGUUUCACCUUUGAUUGAUGAAAGUAAUAAGUGUAUUUUUUGGUUUUGCUUUUGCUUUAAAAAGCUUAGCUCAACAUAACCCAUUUCCGAGUUCCAAAAACUCUGACUUUCAAACGAGGCUAAGUGCGAAACCUUUGUUGGGGAAAUUAUUUUUAUUACGCAUUUUCAUAUCAAUGGUCUCUUACUUGGCCUACUUCACUUGGAAGUAAUGAGCGGAAAAAAGAAAGAGGCGCGCGAAGGAGACGCGAGGGGCUGCGCCCAUGACUUCCAAGCGCCUGCUACGCCGGCUACACUUGGCCUCGCUUUGAAACAGAGGCUUGAGGCAACCCGGAAAUGGCGUAUUCCUCUCGCCUAUUUUCUCAAUCAAUUAGAAGCUGGAGCAAAACUUUCUCGCAAGGGCGCAUUCCGUUAGCAUUGAUGACCCGCCUUAAUUUUUCUUCCGGAAUCUGGCUGUGAUUUGUCAGUCUAAAAUUAGACAUUAAUUGGUUUUGAUUUUAUCACAAUCAAGAAAGCUCUUAUUCGACGUUGCCGAUCCAAGUAGUAUGCUGGACACGCGUCCCGUACGAAGCUGCAGUAAGUGACCCUACCUAUCAUGAGUUCGUCCGUAUUUGUGGAAUGUCAUCGCCUCGAAUCCUGUCUGGACUCAGAUUUUUUUCUUUGUCCUAUGCCACUGAAAUGACACAGCCUGCUAAUACAGCAGUCUUCUCUCGCUCCUCGCUCCUCGCUCCUCGCUCCUCGCUCCUCGCUCCUCGCCGCCCAGGAGCGAGGAAAGAUGGCUGCAUUCGCAGGCUAGACAUGACGAGAAUAACGUGUUUUCCCGACGCUGAAAUUCAGUGUUCGUCGGCUACAGCUAAGAGGCAUUCCUUGCAAUUGGACGCUAAGAAUGGUUACCCGUUCCGGCUGCUGCGAAUGUCUCACAUGUCCUAUUUAUUUUACAUCACAGACACCUCGUACAGAGUGGGUUUUAAAGUGGCCUGGGCAGAUUGUGAUUGCUGGAUGUCAGACACACUGGACUAAGGAGGUUUCUGAAGCAUUGGUGGAAAACAAGAUAAAUGAGCUUUAUAAGGCCCUGAUGGCGCAGGUACCAACCACUGUUGUUGAAACGCAAAGCAGUCUUCCUACCACACCUCAAAUAAAGGGGCGGGGGGAUUGGUUUAGUUCUUCCACUUCUGCAUGCGACUCCGACGACCAAGUUUUCACUUGAUCGUAAACGAUGGAGUUGUAAGCGGAAUCAGAAGAAUCAGAAGGCUUUUUUCACUAGGACGUAAAGUUCUACGCUUCUGAUUACGACUCCGACUCCGACACCGAAUCCGUCGCUAGUGAAAACCAGCCUUUAGUUGAUUUUUGUAAUGAUUUGUUUCUUUCUUCAUCAGCUCAAUGAUCUCGUUACGUUGGUGAGAGGGAACCUGACUAAACUUGCCAGGAUGAUUCUUGGAGCACUUAUUGUCAUUGAGGUAUUUAAAUUUAACAUGCCUUGGCCCAAUGUUGCUCAACGGUAAUACAUGUGGCCAUUUAACGAAACACCAACUUGACUGUACUCCAAAUUCACCCAGCUUACACCCUACGUUCACCAAAAAUUAUCCAACCGCAGGUAGUAUCCUGAAGGAUAACCAAGGAAAGCAAGAGGAGCCAUUCUUGUAGCCUUUGCGUUGGUCAAAUAUACGUGACACACUUUUUUCACUAUUUCUUCCGCUUAUCGUGAAAUACGUUUUUUGAUCAAUCUCGUCACACCAUAAAUGUUUCCCGAAGCUCAGAGGUAAGAGCGCCCAACCAGUGUUCCGGGAGGCCAUAGAUUUGGGUCCCGUCGGGAACUCGAAGUGUUUUGUUUCUCUCACGAUCGUUUCAUUUUACACGAGUCGUUAUCUUUCUCGUUCUUCUCCAGCUUGAUGUUUAAAUUUACUUGCAGAACAUUGCGUGAGGUUCUAUGUGUUCACCCGGUUUAAUCGUACUUUCUCCGUAGGUUCAUGCAUGUGAUGUAGUGGCAAAGAUGAUAUCUGAAAACGUAAAAAAUGUGAAUGAUUUUGAAUGGAUUAGCCAGUUAAGGUACUUCUGCGUUUUAUCUGUUGUAUUAGGGGCAGUUUGCGGUUUGUUAGAUACAGUAGGUCCCUAUUCUGCGUCGGAUGACGUACGAAUGCAGGAAUGACCGUUUUGGGAGGACUAACACUUGAAAAACUCUAAACGACUGCCGAAGGUAGUGCUUUCUUGGCGUAACCCGUGGCGCACUAAGCUGUGAUUAGAUCAGAGGGCUGAAGUAAGUCGUCUCAAACUACUUGAAAGCCACAAUGUAAAAUUGUUGGAGACAGUGAUAAUGGAAGUUACAAUAUUGGAUAGGGAUAAGGACACUAAACGUACCGGUUUCUUCAACAACUUUAACAAUCAGCCGCUUUUCAAGACAUUGCAGCUUAGGUGUACAGUAUUCUGUUGAUGAAAUCUAGCUGUAGUUUUGGUUUCCCUUUUGUUUUUUUUUUGGCCUUCAUGUCACUUAAAAAAUAAUGUAUCAUUCCAUUCAGGUACUACUGGGAAGACGAUAUGAUUAUUCGAGCAGUAAAUGCGCAGUUUGACUACGGCUAUGAGUACCUUGGAAACACAGGUCGGCUCGUCAUCACCCCCCUGACAGAUCGCUGUUAUCUUACUCUCACUGGAGCGCUUCAUCUGAAAUUCGGAGGGGCACCUGCUGGGCCGGCGGGCACAGGCAAGACAGAAACUACAAAGGUUAGCUGAACAGUUUUUUCUAACGUUGAAAGUUGCCACUAUCUUUAGUAAGUCAAAGGCCCAAUUUGAAAAGAUUGAAUCUUAAAAUAUAAGCAGUUUUCUAUAAUGUAUCAAAUACAACAGCUCACGGAUACUGUGGUAAAUUAACUGGCCAGGUCAAAAAAUAAAAAAAAAGUUUUGUUUCUUGGUUUGUUUGUUUCUGUCAUGGUUUGUCCGGUUUGGCCCAGGUCAAACGUUGAACUUCAGAUUCUAUUGUUCCUUUUUAUAUGGCUGAAUCCGUUAUUGACCAAGCUUGUGCCGUCAAAAUGGCUGUGUAUUGGUCUCAUUCUUUUUUGCGUCCUUAUUGACCUCAACUUCGUCUCGGUCAAAAAAUAAUAACAAUAAAAAAAGACAGCGAGAAAACGAACUCGGCCAACAUCCAGCCAUCAUCAGCGUCUAGGUCCGUCGCAUGUGAAGUUCCACGUUAGACCUUGGCCUUAUUCUCCACUGCUUGUCAGUUUCUAACGCUGUUUUAUGUUUAUGUUUUUACAGGAUUUGGGUAAAGCGAUGGCCGUUCAGUGUGUGGUGUUUAACUGCUCUGAUCAGCUGGAUUUCAUGGCUAUGGGAAAGUUUUUCAAGGGUUUGGCUAGGUAGGACUUAAUGCACUUGGUUCGAACUGAGUUUUUAAAUUAAGUUCGUUUUCCGGCCGUAGUUCAUCACUUGUUAUACCAGUUCUUCCCUUCAGUUUUUUUUAUGCCAGUCUGCAACAGGAAAGAGAGAGAAAGAGAGGUUUUUUUUAACAACAUAACUGGCUUGACCAAAAUCGUUCUGGUACUCGUUAUGGUACUCUUGUAGUCAAAUUGAAAGAUCCCUAUAAUUGUUGCUUUAUUGACGACUUUGUUAGUGCACCUUCAUCGUCGUCGUCGUUGUCGUCAUGCGAAAGCUACCGAAGCAGAUUUUGCAGUACGCAAAGACCUGGGCCCAGUUGUUGGAAAGGUGAAUAACGCUAUCCAGUUGAUAAAUACAAUGAUAACACAAUGGUUUUCCCAGUACUUAUCCGCUGAAUAGGGAUUUAUCCGGUGGAUAGCGCUAUCCAACGUUUGAACAACCGGGGCUUCGGCGUCUUCACUAUUAUUUGUAUUCGUUUACUUUAACCAUCUGUUUAUCAAGCAGCAGGUACUUGUGGCUUAGCAACCAAAACCGACUUUAUCAAUAAAGAUUACUUAAUCAGUUGUUAUGGUGUUUACACUGCUAACUAAACAUGAUGUUUCUGUACCGUGUAGCGCUGGUGCUUGGGCCUGUUUUGACGAGUUUAAUCGUAUAGACGUGGAAGUGUUAUCCGUGGUGGCUCAACAGAUAUCUACUAUACAGCAAGCUUUGGAAGCUAGGGUAGGUAUGACUUUGCAAGUGUUCUGAUAAUUCGUGGGCAAUUUCUGCCAAAAGAAUUUGAGGGCAGUUAUUCAAUAAUUUCGUUCUAGAACUAAUGUUUCGUGGGCGGUCUUGUUGAAGGCAUUUGACCAAUUAGUCUAACCUUGUGAACAAACUUAUCCAAAACCUUUCUUUCUAUAGUCAGAGAACACACAAUAGAAAGCAAGUUGUUUAUCGACUUUUCUUGCAGGCUGAACGUUUCAUGUUUGAAGGAGUUGAACUUGCGCUCAGACCGUCAUGUGCUGUGUUCAUCACAAUGAAUCCUGGAUACGCAGGAAGAACAGAACUUCCAGACAACCUAAAGGUGGGGACUUUUAAAGAUACAAAUAAGUAAAUGAAUGAAUAAAGAAAGAAAGAACGAUUUAGAGGUUGCAUAUAUGGGAAUUGAUUCCUCAUCUACCAUUCCUGGUUGAACUGGAAUUUCGAAAUGUUGGUUUCUGGGGAGAGGAGAAAACCGGAGUACCCGAAGAAAAACUUCUCGGGGCAAGAAAGAGAACCAACGACAAACUCAACCCACGUAUGGCAUCCACGCCGGGAUUUGAAUUCGGGCCACACUGGUGGGAUGUGAGUGCCAUCACCACUACGCCACCCUUGUUCCCCAGAGCUAGUUUACACUAGAGCAAUUUGUUUUGCAAUUUCUUCGUUAUUUCAGUUCUACACCAGUUGUUUAUGAAACUUUUAACAUUUUCCCCUCAGGCCUUGUUUCGUCCUGUUGCCAUGAUGGUUCCUGACUACGCACUGAUUGCUGAAAUCAGUCUGUUUUCGUUUGGUUUUUCUGAAGCAAAAGCCUUGGCCAAGAAAAUCACCACCACUUUCAAACUCUCCUCAGAGCAGCUUAGUUCACAGGUUUGUAAACAGAGAUUUGUUGUUGCUACUUUGAAAAUGGUUCUUCUACCAUAAUAAAAUUUUUUGAUAGUGAAAGAUAGUACACUAACCAUCGUUAACCAACCCCACACAGGACGCUCUCUCCUGUAAAUUGCUGAUCCUGACAGCAUGCGGUCACAACUGAGGCUUCCCAUGAGUCUUUCUGUAAAAAUGCCGUCUGGGACUUAAAGGUUUUAUUGUCCCUUGCUCGAGUCAUUAUAUCAUUUUGAUAUUAAGACAAUGUUCUUUACCGUAAGAGAUUGUAAGGUUCCAGCCGAGACUGAUUAAUAUAGUAGAAUGCGGUAUCAGACAAUAUGAAUUUUUUUUUGUUUCCAGUGAUUUCCUUCUCUUUGGCAUAAUAAUUUACGUUGUUUAAUUUCAGGAUCACUAUGACUUCGGUAUGCGCGCUGUGAAGACUGUCAUUUCAGCUGCAGGAAAUCUUAAGAGAGAAAAUCCAGAGAUGAGUGAGGUAAUUGGUGCAAUAUUAAUAUUAAUUACCAAUUUUAAUCGCAAUUGGGUUAUCACAAGAAAUGAAUUUAACCAAGCGCAAAGUGCGAUACAGUACUUUUUCCAGCCUUUUACGUGGUAUACAGGGCUGGCUUAGACAUUUCUUUCAAAGACCAAAGAACAAACGUGUCUCGCCCUUUUGAGGUUCUGAUAAAAUGUUGCCACGAUAUAAUGACAAUGUUUACAAGCGUCUCUUGUUGCUUUUUUGUGACCAUUAUAGAGGGCAGUAACUGGCAAUUAAAGGCAGUUAAUUAAGCAUUGAUUAAAAAUAACCUUUCUAUUCAGCUAGGCUGCUUUGCGUCAAUGUGCUGUGUUUCUUUGCGCCCUAGGAACUGAUUGUACUGCGCGCCAUUCGAGAUGUGAACGUACCGAAGUUCUUACAGGAUGACUUGAAGCUGUUUCGUGGAAUUGUUUCAGAUCUUUUCCCACACGUCAAGUUAGUGCCCAUAUUCCAUAUUCUUGCUGUAAACUUAGGGAGGGAACCGGAGGUUUACAAAUAGUCAACUAUUAGAGGGAAGGGAAAACAGCUCACGUGUCGUAUAGUGUUUUUUCUAGCAGUUUUCAUGGGAAAGCCGGUUCGAUUCACUUUUCCACACACACUCUUUUACCCCAUUUGAUACUGUACAACUGCACUAAUACCCAUAGGAAGUAAACCCCAUUAUCUUUCUGGGGUGGGAAGGUUGGGUUAAAAAUAAGUGAACGAGACACCGGUUAGUCGUAAAAGAAACAGAAAAUAGAAAUGAAACAGUGGCGAGUUUACGGAGUAUUUCAGUGAUAAUUACUUUGAGAAUGAUCGUCCGGGUGAACAUAGUCCUGAAUAGGACUGUUGUUGUUGACAGUGACUAACGUUUCGACAACCUGUGCGGUAAUCAUCUUCAGAGUCAAAGUGAGCAGGUUGGUGAGUUGUAUCACGUCAGUUGAUGGUAUUAAACUCUGACAUUACGAGUCUUCAUAUCCAGUAACAUCACGACUUUACUGACAGACGACCAAUAACAUCGCGACUUAAUUGACCAAUCAGGUCAGUAACCAGAGUUUAAUACCAUCAACGAACGUGAUACAACUCACUUUGACUCUGAAGAUGACUACAGCACAGGUUGUCGAAACGUCAGUCAGUGUCACAUUCAAGACUAAGUUAACCCGGACGAUCAUACUCAACCUACUCAUAAAAUGACUCCUGGGUUCAAACUUUUCACUAUUUCAGUAAUGUUCGUUUUAGUACAAAUUUCAAUGCAAAUGCUAUCGGGCAUAGACUUUCAGCUUAGGGUAACUUAGAGGGCCAUAGAAUCCCAUAAACAGUCACUUCAUGCCGUAGUCUUAUUAAGCGUUUCGCUGAGACCUUUGAGACUUUUAUUUUUAUAUUUGAGCUUAAAUACCAAAUGUAUACAAACAGGAACGAAUAACACGAAGGUAGUUUGAAAGAGGUUAAGUAUUUUAAGCGAAAAAUUCCCUAACGGUGCUGUGUUGACAUUUUGUUUCAGAGAGCAACCUAUUGACUAUGGUGAUCUGGAAGACUCCAUUCGUAAGACUUGUCUGAAACUUGGACUGGAGGAUGUAGAUGGGUUUGUUACUAAGUGUAUCCAGUUGUACGAGACAACUGUAGUCAGGCACGGACUUAUGUUAGUGGGUCCUACUGGAUCGGGAAAAACAAGGGUGAGUGUCUGCCUCCUGCAUAAAGGUACGGUAAAACUAGCCCACGUGUAGCCGCACCCUUCCCCCGGCAAAGGAAAAACGUCGGGGAAGGGUGCGGCUACACGUAGGCUACGGUAAAACGGGCAGCAAAAAUGCAAAACGAGUUGAAUAGCGAUGUGCGUUUUACCACCCAAGAAUUGAACCUGUCUCAUAACAAAUUAAAUUAGGUUGUUGCAGGUUACGAAAAGUUGUUGCAGAAAGUGAGGAGUAGUUCUACUUUUUACAACAAAAUCUGUGCAUGUUUCGCGUUUUACCGGCCCAAGGCAAACUUAUUGCUUUGUAGAAAUUGGCGUACCUUCUGUGUAUGGCGUGACUCCCGCGUAAUUUUAUCCAGUCAGUCGCAGUUGAUGAUUCCUACCUCUCUUACGUUUUGUUUUCAGUGUUACGAGGUUCUAAAGAAAGCUCUGACUGCACUGAAGGGCAAAGAUUCUCCAUCCGGCUCCCCGUAUGAGGAGGUACACACGUUUGUGUUGAAUCCCAAGUCUAUUACAAUGGGACAGUUGUAUGGAGAGUUUGACUUGCUAACACAUGAAUGGUGAGUAAUGAAAAUUCCGUGAUAAAUAUUUAUAUCUAAUCGAAAACAUCGAGAAUGCGGCCAGAGCUUUUACUCGGGCAAAUGAAGUUGGCGCCAAGCAAGAAACAGGUCGAUAGUAACCUAAAUAUUGAGUAAGAGGAAAGAUGUUCUGCGCUCCUCUGAUAUCGUGACGUUGUGAUUAGACGCUCAUCGCAUUUUCCCGUUCAACCAAUUCCAGCGAUCUGCAACAUAACUCGACCAAGUUUCUUGCAGCAGCGUCAUUUCUGCGCAGUGUUUUGUCAUUGCUUGGGGUUUGCAGGUCGGUUGACUUUUAUGUUUUCUGUUUUAAGGACUGACGGCAUCUUAUCGUCCAUGAUCCGCGUGGGAAGCUCCAGUACCACAAGUGACAAGAAAUGGUACGUGUUUGACGGACCAGUUGACGCCGUGUGGAUUGAAAACAUGAACACUGUUCUGGACGACAAUAAGAAGCUUUGUCUUACAAGCGGAGAAAUCAUCAAACUCAGUGAGGUAAAAUACAGUUAAACCUGACUUCAUAUUUUACUCUAACUCGACCCUUAUAAGGUUUACUCGAACCUUGCAAAGGUUUUUUACUGCGUUUCCAGUCAUGGAAUGAAUGAAAUUCUCGAUCACUCGGCCAGCACGGUCUCCCAUUUUAUGGUUUGCUUAGUUCUGCUUUAGCUCUACGGUACUAGUAACAAGGCAACAGCUGAUGACCUAGGUGAGAAAAAGGAACUACGUGAUAUACUAAUUGCCGAUGUGAAAUUAAGAAAAAAUCAUCAACACAGGUAUGAACACAACCCAAGCAAUUCUGAAACGAAGGCCUCAACCCAUGACCUUCGUGUUACCGUUACUAUACUCUCUUAACAAACCUUGGAAAUCACUGACGUCGUCACUUCUAGGUUUUUUCUCUUUUUCUAAGACUUUUUUUGCUGUUAAAAUUUUUAUCAAUGCUUUCAAAGAUACAUACGACACAAGCUUGACAUCUCUGGCUUAAGUGUCACUCUGGUAAACCCACUGUAUUCUAAAUCAACAGGCAAUGACGAUGAUGUUUGAGGUGAUGGAUCUUGCUGUAGCUUCCCCGGCUACAGUCAGCCGUUGUGGUAUGGUUUACCUGGAACCUAGUAUCCUGGGCCUUCAGCCUUUUGUAAACUGUUACCUGAAAACACUUCCUGACGCCAUAUUCGAUCACAAAGACAAGCUACAGUCAUUGUUUGACAGAUUUUUAGAGGUAACAGAUCAUUUGUUUUUUUGAUAACACUAUUGAGAACGGGAAAAACGAUCAUCAUAAUUAAUGUCAUAAUUACGAUAGUGAUAAUAGGCUGAACACACAUUUUGACCGGAAAAGUUUCAAAUGGGGGAGCGGGACUAGCUUUCAAACUUCCACUUAUUUCCGGUAGUUUUCCAGUGGAACGCCACGAAAACGGAAUUUUUGGAAUACCUUGCUAAAUGGAAAGCGAUCUAGAUGUCUAUUUCCACCCUGUCAUCCAUGCUCUAUAAGACUGGUGCACCUAAGAUCUUAAACGACAGUGCUGAUCGUAAGUCAGCGUGCACUGUUUUAUUGUGUGUUGCAAAUUUUCUAAGAGCUGUAUAUCUUUACUAAUCGUUAGGAUUCACUCAAGUUCUUGAGGAAUAACACGAAGGAGUAUGUGCCUACCGUGAACAGCAAUCUCACUUGCAGUCUCAUGCGUAUCCUGGAUUGUUUCUUUGCUCCGUUUGUCCCUAAGGAGGUUUGUACUAAAUCCACCCAGCUAUUUAGAUAUGCACAGGGACCCCUAUAGCCUUAAAGCGUUAUUUUUUAUAUAAAAUGUUCAAUUCCUUUGAUUUAUCUAUCAAUCUGGUAAAAAUGGUUGCAAUUAAUUAAAGCCUGGAUCGCGAAUAUAUCAGAUACACGUUAGUGUGUGUGGUAAAAAAAAAACAUGCAUACCUAAAACUGAUUUUGAAAGAGAAGAAUUAAAACAUACGUAAACUCCUGAUGAUUCAUGUGAAUGAAAGAUAGACAGUGGAUCAAAGCUUUAAAAAUUCAGUUCAGGCUUCACCGAGGUUCAAACCUGGAACUUUGAAAUGUUUUGUCGAAUUGAGCUGAUAAAGCUAUCUGGAAAGUAUGCAGGCCACUUGUAAGUUUUUAUUAUUUAUACAGUUCACGGAAGUGAUAAGUUGAAUGCAUGUGAAAUACAUCUGAAAAACGCGUAUGAAUACAUAAGUAAAUAAACAAAAAUUAAAUAAACAAAUAUAAAUAAAUAAAUAAAUGAAGUUUAUAAAUAAGUAAAUGGAUAAACAAGUGAAUAAAUGGUAGAUGUAAUCAUGGCAAACGUGUGAUCAACCCAAGCGGUUGUAAAGGAACUUGAAAAAUCCGGACUUGACCAGGAUUAGAGCUCUGACCUUUGCGGCGACUGGGCGCAACACCCAUCCUACAGGGCUAUUCAAGACCUCUUAAAGAGCAGGGCAGUUGUAAGUGAAAACAGCUUUUUGCUAAUCUGUAAAGGAACGCUUUCAUCGACUGCCUAUUAUACUCAGAUAAUCAAAUGGGAAUAAUUGAUAUAAAAUUGGCAACAUCCAUUUCUUAAUCAACCUUGAUCAUCGUUAACCUCAUAUGGCAAACUUUGCUUGUACAGGGCGAGACCAUCCCUGCAGAGAACAUAGCGUUAGUGGAAACGUUGAUCGAACCCUGGUUUGUCUUUGCUCUCAUUUGGUCUGUUGGAGGAACGUGUGACGGAGACGGAAGAAAGAAGUUCAGUGAAUAUUUAAGAAAGAAGAUGGACGAGGAGAAGGUAACUGUACACUUCACGCUAACCGUCUACCUCCGUUUUUAGCGUGAAGAAAAUCGGAAUAGGUCUUAUUAAUGGGAGUUUUUUGCCUUCUACAACAAAGAUGAGAACGUGGGAUGUUAAUUUUGAGUUUUUAAAUUACAGGUUACAAUGAAAUUUCCUAGUCAUGGUCUGGUGUACGAUUAUGCUCUUGAAGAUGGUGGAGUUAGCCGUAAAGACGAUGAUGACGAUGACGAUCAUAAAGCAGGAGAGGUGAGAACAUUGAAAAUCUACAAAGAAAGCCGUGUCACGACAGUAAAGUUCAUUUUGUUACAUUUUGCCAGUUACUCGUUAGGAAACAUGAUACUGGCAAAGAACUUGUUUUUAAAAGCCAAAAAUUGGCCUUGUGAUAAAGAAAUAUUUGUAACAAGCGUUACCUGUCUUAAAAAAAACCUCCAAUUCCCGUCCGCUUUUACCUUCUUAAGUUUUGUUUAUCCGUAGCUUAAUUCGUAUUUGCUGUGAUAUUCAAAUGUUGUAUCACUGUUUUUUUGUUCUUUCACCACUUUGAUAACCAAUUCGCUUUGGCUGAAUUUGACUAUUGCGUUAGAUACAGAUUAACUUCUGUAAUGCAUGGGGUAAGGUCAGUACACAUGGAAUUAAAAAGAACACCGUCGCCCUCUUUUCUCAGAAAGGAACCUAUUGCCGUUCUGUGUUAGAUGAAUUGCAGAUACCUGUAUUGAGUAGAAAGUAAACCAAGGGUUACUGACAAGUGAUAGAGUGAUAAAACCGUUCUUUGGAAUGUUGCAGGUGAAAUGGGUAAGCUGGAUGGCAAACGUAAGUCAGCCCAACAUUCCAGCAGAUAUGAAUUACUCUGACAUCAUCAUACCCACCAUGGACCUAGUCAGAGGAUCAUUUCUCUUGGAAAUGCUGCUGGUAAACAACAAGAAGGUACGUUCCAUUUGUAGUGCUGUUGGCUAUAGCGACCACCCUCUUCUCCUACAUUAGUACACAACAGUAGGUGAUGAAGUAAGUGAAAUAAACAAACAUGAAUUUACCUUCCUUUCACUUCUUUUGGCGCUUCGAUGAUUUGUUGGCUUGAUAUGGCAACAUCUAAUAAUAAUAAUAAUAAUAAUAAUAAUAAUAAUAAUAAUAAUAGCGAUAAUGAUAAUGAUAAUGAUACUAAUAGUGUUUAAUUUCGGCUUUCAAACUUAUCAAACUGGCUCUUCAGUAUUUGAGUGCAGAGAAAACAAACCUUCCGGAAAGUUUAAAGCUUUAACUAAUGAAGUGUUGAGGCCUGUACAUGAGAUUGUUUUGCUUGUUCUGAAUUUCUCGCUUCCUCUUUUUUUAAUUUUGGUUACUUGUUCUACUCAGGUUAUGUGCGUGGGUCCAACAGGAUCAGGCAAAACACUGUGUGUAGCAAACAAGUUGCUUAAUAACAUGCCAAAAGAGUUCCUAUCUCAUUUCCUGAACUUCUCUGCACGAACGUCUGCUAAUCAGACACAGGAUAUUAUAGACAGCAAACUGGACAAGAGGUAUGGCUGACCAGUGUUUUGCAUCUUGUUUAUUAGAGUACUCGUCGAUCUUUCAACUCUGGCAACCUCUUAUCAUAGUGCAAGAAAGGAAAAAGAAAGGGAUCUAGGACUCGAUUCCCGUCGGUGAAUCAAAUUCAGUUCUUUACACUUGCGUUUGUAACCUCAUGAUGGCUACAGGGGUGCAAAAAGAAUAUUCCACCCAAUUUGCAUCGGCACUAGAACGACUGCAGCGACUUAAACACCAACUGAACUAUGUAAAACCUGCACAACACAGAAUAACCUGAGAGAAGGCUGUGCCUGCAACCAACAGAACACAGUCUCUGUAAUAUGCAGACGACCAACACCAACACCCUCCAUCCCUUUGCUCGUGUAUCAUGACCGUAAAUCGUGUUUCUUUUUUUGUCAGACGUAAAGGUGUAUUUGGUCCUCCUCUUGGGAAACACUUUGUAUUCUUUGUUGACGACCUGAACAUGCCAGCUCUUGAGGUGUAUGGCGCUCAGCCGCCAAUAGAGAUCCUACGUCAGUAUUGUGAUCAUAAAGGGUGGUACGACAGGAAAGCCAUAGGUAUGUCCGUCUCUAGUGACUUGGAGAGUAUAAUCGCGCUUGCGAGGGGUCAGCGUCUUUACCCUUGUCAAUUUACCUUGACAACUCAGCUAGUCUUCCUUCCCGGCGCAGCACACACUUCUGUUAUCAUGUAAUUGACCCCCCCCCAGGAUGCCCAGGGGGGGGGCAUGAGCACAUUUCGUUUGUAUUUUCGAGCGCUUUCCGGGACAUGUUUUCGUAAAGGUUUCUUAGAAUAAGAUUGUAAUGGGAAAAAAGAGCCUUGUGCCAUGUUUGGAUGUAAUAAUGAUCGCCUUUUUUCCGAGAAAUAUACAGUGAAAGACCAUAUUUCUAAUACUAAACUACUGUAGAAAAAGGCGAUCAUUAUUGCAUCAAAACACGGCACAAGGAUCUUUUUGCCCAUUACAAUCUUAUUCUAAGAAAACUCUAAGAAAAAAUGUCCCGGAAAGCGCUCGAAAAUACAAACGAAAUGUGCUCAUUCCCCCCCGGGCAUCCUAUAAUACUCCUUAAAUCGAAUUAAUUCAAUAUGGCAGCCGUAUCGGUAUAAAGGUCUAUUAAGUCGAAAAGACAAAUCUGGUAAAAUAGAUGCUGUGGUUCAUUAUCACAUAUUACCAAACGGAUUCCUUAAAUUAAAGGAAAGUAAAAUUUGCUUUGGGGAUAAAAUUGGACCACAACAUAUACACCUCGAGGAAAGGAAAUGACAGCUUUUUUACUUAAACGUUUUUGAUCGCAAGACUGUCAUCUCACUUCUCCUUAUGUUAUCUGAUGUUAUCUGAUGGUGUUGAUAGCUACUGCUAUUUACAACUUGUUGAAUGUUACCGGCCGCGUUUGCAGUUAACUGUCAAGUAGAACCAAAAGUCCGUUUAACAACAAGGGGAUCGUAAGCUUUCGAUAAAAGUCUUGCACCAUGAGUCGGAACACAUACGAUUUUCUUUCUUUACUCACAUCCAUGUUCUUCACAUGCUCGAGUGAAGCAUGAUUUCGACUGCUAAACACGGGCAUUUACUUUGUUUCGUAUCUUAGGCGUUUUCCUAUGGCCCAUAUUUCACAUUUUAUGAUCUCAUUAUAGGAACCUUUCGUGAACUUGUGGAUAUCAACUUCGUGUCAUCCAUGGGUCCCCCAGGUGGUGGAAGAAAUCCGGUCACUCCCCGAUUCCUAAGGCACUUUAAUCAUCUCUCAUUUACUGAGCUAGAAGAUGAUAGUAAACAUCGCAUCUUUGCUACUAUUCUCAAGUCCUGGAUAGGUAAGUCCUCAAAAGUAACCUACAUUUCCAGCUUAGUUGCCUCGCCACAUGGGCGUCCUCAUUGUAGCUUUAAUUUUGCUUCCGAGAUCCAAAUUCUGUCAAACCAAAAACCACAUGAAAUCGAUGCACAGGAAACAGACCGACUUUAUGAGCUAGAAAAGGCAGAAGAACAUGUACGCGUUAGAAUCUUACAAAGCAUAAUAUACUCGUUAUAAAUUACAUUUUAGCUAGAUAUUCUAGUUAGAGCCUAGCCUAGCUAUAAAGGUUGAGAACAUCCGAGAGAAUGACUGCGUACGUGCUGUAUUACAAGACUCCAUAGUCGUGUUGGUCUGUCAACACAUUUUCAACCGCCAGAGGAACAACAACAAAAAAAUGAUUUAUGUAAGUGUAUACCGAAACAUGACUAACGACGGCGAUUCACAGACGUCUCUCUCCCCGAUUUUUUUUGGGGGGAGGGGGGUUCUGUACACAGGCUAUUACAUACUAGUAGUAAUCUCAGAGUAGGAAGUGCGUUUGAGCUUUUUCAGGUUUACUGUCAGAUGUGACGUUAUUUACUAAUAAAUUGAUGCCGCAAAACGCUUUCUAUAUGUUUUUUUUUUUUAAAAGAAACAAUACAAAACAAAAUGACCACGAAAAAAAGAAAAAAGUUUCACCCGGCUGGAGUCGAACCCCAGACCUCUGAAGUGUCAGGGCAACGCGUUAUCUAUUGCGCCACUCAACCACUUCUAAAACCAUAUGAUUAAUUGCAUUUAACAUUAUUGUGCCCACGAGAUAAAUUUUUCAAGAUGGCGCAGAAAAUGCAGACGUACGCGGACGAAAUGAGUACCACAGGAAUCCCAACUGAGUACCACAGAAAUCCCAAGAUUAUGUGUUGCGUUCGACGUAAGGAGAACGCAACAAGCAGUAUAGUGUGAUGUUGUUGGGCCGUUUGGGAAAUAUAUAGAAACGACCACCAUAUGCCAUGGUAGAUAAAUCCACCUCUUUGUUUCUCAAAUUUCAGGCACGUUUUUCCUUCUUAGUUAGUUCUUAUAUGUUGUUAAAACUCAUCUAACAAACUUUUUAACUAUAUUGCAGAGAGGAGCAAAGCUUUAGCAGGUUAGACUAGCGUAGAUGACAGGUUAUCAUGUAGGUGGGCAGUUACCCAGAAACCUCAAUGGUGAUCCGAUUAUUUUUCGUAAAGAAUUUGUUCGUAAUUCCAAUAAAUUCAAUAAUCUGUUUUCUUCUCAGGACUGCGUUGGAAUGUAUCAGUUUUUGUCUUUUCUUGUGGUAUUUAUUUAACUUUUUUAUUUAUUUAGGUUCAUACGGUGGCAGUGAUAAGGAAUCACUUUGUGACAGUUUGGUCAGGAAUACCAUUGCGGUUUAUAACACGGUUAUAACCCAGGUAAACACAUCUGGAACCACAACACACCAACCAAACUUUGCAGUGAUUUCUUAUUCAUAUUUAUGAACACCUCUGGACAUGUGCGUGUUGUGGUUCAAUUUUAUCCUUGGUUUAAAUUUUAUUUCCCUUUGUUUUUGGGUAUGGUAAAUUACCAUAAUUACCGUAAUGUAUGAUAAUGAGUUUAAAACAAAGGGAAAUAAAAUUUGAACCACAACAUACCCUCUACAUAACAGAAGGCCGUGUAGGAUUGCUGCCUUAAGUAACUGUACUUAUUGUUUUCACGUGCCGUGAAAAUUCGAUUAAAAGUUGUUGGCCCGUACAAUAAGCAGCUGCUUUCACCAGCGAUAAGCAAGAACGAUGUCUCUGUGGUUAAAGCACAGGCAGCCCAAACUUACGCUGUAAAUUAAUUUACAUACCAUAGAUGACGCGCCGGUGUCGCGUUACAGGCGACCGUUGAAAAUAAAUGACUUUGUAUGAGGAAUAUAUUACUGAGAUCUGCGAACGCUAAAUAAUGUUAAACCUUACUUUUUUUCAAUGAAAUGAAUAAAAAAGACUUACCUGCGAUGUAUUCCACUGUGUUUGGGUGUUUGCUUGUCGUUUCACUCGUAUUUUUGGCUUUAUUGCGUAACCACUGUUACUCCCUUAGAACAAAGGGGCGCGUCACCUAUGGUAUGUAAAUUACUUUACACCGUGAGUUUGGGCUGCCUGUGGAUAAAGUAACGCACAAGUGCCGCGUGUGCACAGGCUAUCCAUUUACUACGAAGUCUGGUGUAUCUUAUCCAAUCAUAAUAAAAUCCAAACAAUCAUCUUUCAACUCUACCGAUUAAAAGUACUUUGUUCAGAGCUUGAAAUAAUUUUGCGACUGGCGGCCGUCGCGUUCUCCACUCAAACCUAUUUUUGCUCGGACGCAACCCGUUUUUGGCCAGGCAAUUACAAAUAUUUAUUUCAACAUACCUUUAUGAAACUAAAUUUUCGAAUGUUUAGAAGCAUAAACAACCGGAUCUUAGUGUCUGUUCAUCCAAGGCUUUGACCGAACAAAGCCCACUUCUGACCGGACAUUGUCCGUUGACUGGCCGUCAUUUCAAGCCCUAUUAAAUUUUUUAAAAAAUGCAAUAAAUUUAGUUGCUAGGAUUCAAAACGUCGAAUGGUGUAAUCUGACCAAAUUCCUGCCAUUCAAAUUACAGUUGCUACCUACUCCAGCCAAAAGUCACUACACUUUCAAUUUGCGCGACUUGUCCAAAGUUUUCCAAGGAAUUCUCAUGGCUCUGCCGCAGAAGCUGGAGGAUAAAAGUGAUGUGCUGAGAUUGUGGUACCACGAAAACUGCCGAGUGUUCCAGGAUAGAUUGGUCAAUGAUGAGGACAGAAAAUGGUUUGUGGACUUGAUUCGAGAUAAGAUGGCGUCUGGAUUUGAGACUUCCAUGGACGAUGUUGUUAAAGAUUCAACCAUGAUUUAUGGUGAUUUCAUGGUUCCUAGUGCUGAGAAUAAGAUUUAUGCUGAAGUGCCCGAUUUCCACAAGGUGAGCCUGCCCUCAAAAUCAUUUCAUAUCGUUAAUUGAACCAAUAUAUCAGUGAGCUAGCAGCCUUUAGUUUUCCAUUCAUUGAACUGAUGGUCAUUUUUUCUUCUGUCAAGCAGUCAAGCAGUCAAUCAGGCGGUCCUUCAGUCAGUCGGUUGGUCAUUCGUUGCAUCAAUCAAAAACGUAUUGCCCGCUCUUGGUCAGUUUGUCAGUCAGUCAGUCAGUGAGCUAGUCAGCCAGUCUGGCAGUCUGCCAGUCUGCCAGUCUGCCGUAUUGCCAUUCUGCCAGUCAGCCAGUCUGCCAGUCUGUCGUACUGCCAUUCAGCCAGACCGGUAGUCAGCCAGUCUGGCAGUCAGCUGUACUGCCAGUCAGCCAGUCUGCCAGUCUGUCGUACUGCCAUUCAGCCAGACCGGUAGUCAGCCAGUCUGCCGUAUUGCCAUUCAGCCAGUCUGGCAGUCAGCCAGACCGCUAGUCAGCCAGUCAAUCAGUGUACUAGUCUGUCAGUUCAAAUAUCUUUCUAUCGAUGGAUUGACCUACUCAUCAUUCACGUAUAUCAGUUCAAAAGGUACUUUCCCUUAACCACCCACGUCAACAAUGAAAGUAUCGAAAAGGCACAAAACUUCAGUUUAAUAAGUCAACAUUUACCUUUCUUUCACAGUUUAUAACUUAAUUCUCCUCGCAUUUUCCUUGGUUUUGAGUUUCUUGCUUCCCUUAACAGAUGGUCAAAAUCAUGGAGGAAUACCUUGAUGAUUACAAUCAGAUCAACACCGCUCAGAUGAAGUUGGUUCUAUUCUCUGACGCCGUACGUCACGUGUCACGAAUAAGCCGUGUGAUUCGUCAGCCUCUCGGCAACGCCCUUCUGUUGGGUGUUGGAGGAAGUGGACGCCAAAGUCUUACAAGACUGGCAGCACACAUGUGAGUUUAAGGGGGUAGCUUCUUGAAUUUUCUUUUUCUAGUCAUUAAAAGUGUCAAUUUUUUUUUAUUUGGGUUUUCUGUUUGCAAUUAUUUGAGCUGAGCGCUUGUAAGCUAGCCAGUGCAUUUCAUUGAUUUUCUCCAUAAACAAAGUAUAUACAUUGUACAUUAAUGUUUUGGGAUUUGUAGAGGAACAAGGAAUAGCGCAGACGGUUAGUGCGCAGCUUUCUGUGCAUGAGGUUCCAAGUUCGAUUCCCUGGGGUCAAUUUACUAAAACUUCUACAAGUGUAAUUUACAAGUGUAGCUAUUGUUUUGAGACCCUAAUGGCUACACUUGCAUAUUACACUUGUAAAAGUUUUAUUAAAUUGACCCCUUGUGUGACCUCAGAUCCUUGUUUCGACUCCCUUUCUUUCUGUGUAAAUUUUAAUAAGAAGCUUUAAAUACCCGUUAAACGGAGGAGGUCACCCGAGCCACACGAAGGCCCAGCCGUUUGUAGGGCAAAGGCAGUUCGUUCAUUUCUCAGUUGUUUUUAGGCCCUGAGUCCUCUCCUGAGUAUCGAACCUGCGACCUUUCACUCUACAGUCCAGCGGUCUACCGACUGAGCUAAUCCUGCCGCGGUCACAGGAAAAUGAGUUCUUCACCUUUUUACCUUCCUUACUACAGGGCUGAGUAUGAGUGUUUCCAGAUCGAACUGGCGAAGAAUUAUGGUGUUCCUGAAUGGCGUGAAGAUCUAAAGAAAGUGUUGCUGAAAUCAGGAGUGGAGAACAAAUCCAUGGUGUUUCUGUUCAGUGAUACACAGGUAACCAUUGGGAGAUAACAGUCAACAGAGUGUUGCUUGACACCAUUUGAUGUUUUUUUUACCCAGUAGGGUUGCGAGAAAAUCGUUAGGUGGUUUAUAAGCAGUGAUUGCAGGGCCUGUCUUUCUUGUUAUAGCUUUUUUAUCGAAGGGAAUUCUGCUUUCUUUUUGUGCAGAUCAAAAGCGAAAGUUUCUUGGAAGAUCUGAAUAACAUUCUGAAUGCUGGCGAUGUUCCUAACAUCUUCGCUCAGGAUGAACUGGACACGAUCUUUACAGCCAUGAAACCUGUGGUACUUGACCUGGGGAUGCAACCAACCAAAGCCAAUCUAUACUCUGCUUUCACUAAACGAGUGAGGGCCAACACCCAUUCAGUUGUAUGUAUGAGGUAGGUCGUCUACGUGGUUACAUGCGGUUUGCCUGAGGCUGUCAUAUUCCCCAUUCGUAUUAAAGCUUAAACUUGUUUAAAAGCUGUUUAGUUAAACACGGUUUAAAUUUGUAUUCUUUAAAAAAGCUGCGUACUGUACUUUUAUUGAUGGCAAAUUUAGUGCAAUCAUAUAAAAUGUUAAAGUUCAUUUGAAUUCUGUGUAAACGCCUGCGUUUAAGUUCUCUGUCACUGAUUUUCAUUUUUUAAACCUUGUUUAAUUAAACCUGUUUAGUACGGUUGAAUGGGGCAACAGUAUGCCAGUUUAGCAAGUAUGUCUGUCUGUCCGCUUCCUCCUCUUUCGCGCAUUGCAGUGAAUUAUUUAUAUACUGAUUUACUUUCUGCCUUACAGCCCAAUCGGUGAGAUAUUUCGAGCGCGUCUCCGACAGUUUCCGUCUCUUGUGAACUGUUGCACCAUUGACUGGUUCUCAGCUUGGCCUGAAGAAGCUCUCCGAUCUGUAGCCUCCACCUUCCUUGGAGAAAUCCCUGAGCUUGAAGACUCUUCUGCAAUGGAAGGAUUGGUAUGUUAGGGUUCGGAACUUUUUAAAUUACAGUCGAACCUCUACUAAUGGUCAUUGCUUCUCGACUGAAGGGCGACAUUUCUUCGUCUCCACAGAUACUCUUCCCCCUUAUUUGAACCCAGCGCUCUACAACGGCCACUUGCCUUUGUUCAUUCCGCCAGAUGACCCACUUGGAAAUCGUAUCCCAAGCAGAUUUUCUUUGGGCCUCGUCAAGCGUUCCUCCCCACAAAGGAACGAAUGGCGAAGCCUAAAGAACGUCUGCGUGGAAGGCUAACUUGGACAGUCUCUUUGUCGUUUGAGAAACACCGAGAAAUUUCACAACAUUUAUGUGAAGUAAUCGUUGGUUCAAUCACUCUGUAUGAGAGAAAUCGUUAUAACUUAUCCAAUUUCUUUUCCAUCUCUUAUUCAUUUUUCUUCCAGCCACUUUUUGAGAUGAAUGCGGAUUAUUUUUUUUAAACCAUCCGUCCAAUAUAAUCGGCCCAAAUAAAAAUACUUUAUCAUAUAGGAAUCACAUUUCCCUUAUUUACCUGCAGGUUACAAUAUGUGGAGUUAUUCAUCAGUCAGUAGCCCUCAAGUCUAAACAAUAUCUUGCUGAGUUAUCGCGACAUAAUUAUGUCACACCUACCAGGUAAUGGCAAGAAUUUACCUAAAAUGUUAAAAAAUAUCACUUAUUUUUUCGUCUAGUACUUUUUGGUUUGUAACAAUUUCAUUUUUUCUACAGCUACUUGGAACUUCUUGGGACUUUCCGAAAGUUAGUUGGCUUGAAGAAGUCGGAGCUAUUGACAGCAAGAAACCGCACAAAAACUGGUUUAGACAAGGUAAGUACUUUGGCAACACUUGAAUAGUAUGCGUAAUAUUGGGAACUUCCGUUAUGAAACAAUUUGUGAAGAAAGGUAUGAUGUUAUUAUUGUCUAAAUGCAAUGUCACUUUGUUGAACGAACACAAGCGCUUGACCUGAUUCUCAAACUGCCGCAAGUUUCCUCAAACGUAGUGGAGGAAUUGUUAGAAGUGAGUGACCCCGACCUCGUUUGAGAAUCAACUGUCAAAUUUCGCUGAGGUUUGCCGUGGUGAAUUUUGUGAAGUGCCCGUCCAUAUCACAUGUCAUUAGAGAGGUUAAGCAUCACGUUUGCGUCAAAUGGCAAACGCAAAUUUGUACCACGUGAUCAAGUUUCCUUUUUACUUGUCGUUUACUGUUCAUUAUUUCCACAAAAAAAUUAGUAGUUUCACGCGAUUUUUUAUCCAUAAGAAUUGCUUUGAGCUGUUUUUUUCCUGCUCAUUUUCUAUUUUGAGAAAUUCCCAACUUGAAUCUGACGUUUGCCGUUUGCCGUCUACGUGAUGCUUAAACUCUCUAUUCUACAGUCGAAUCCGUCAGCGGAAAAAAUGAAGCGAAUUCUGUGUUUCCAUUGGCUACCCGAGCGGUCAAGAUAGGCCUGUCGAGCCCGCUUGGGAUUUCCCGCGUUAGUCCCACACGCAAGAGAACGUUUUCGUUUUGGAUGUAUAAUAAAUCCUUCAUUGACCAUGCCUAUUCGGUCGAAUAUUUGCCUUGUUCAAUUUUGCGAUUUUAUUGAACUAGACCUCGUCUCGGUCCAUAAAAACGCAGAAAAGAACUUAGCCAAUAUCCAGCGAUCUUGAUCUCACGCUCCUGUCAUGGUUUGGCCAUUGGCAGCUAUGACGGGUUUUGGAUAAUACUGGGUCGGUGUUUAGCUGAGAGAGUGUUUAAUAAAAUUUGCACCCAAAAUAGUCGAGGGCCGCGUUGUUCAAGCCCGGGCUAGCGCUAAUCGACCUUCGAACAAGUGGGCUGAGUCCCGACCCAUUUUAAGCGUCAAUUGCGCUCUUACCAAUGUUUUCAGAUAUAGAAACGUUUUCAUUCCCGUGACCAGCGGUUGUGUUAGUUUCUUCAAAGAAAGGAAUUCUUAACGUAGGAAAAGAGCUUAAAUCCUGUAAGACUACAUUGUGCACAAUGCUGCCGCCAUUUCUUGUAAUGGGGUGUCUUAGCAUCGACGGUGGUGACGUCACCGGAAACGCCACUUUUAAAAUGAAAUCUUCCUGUUUCAAACUUUGUCGCGUUUAUUCCAGUUCUGUGAAAAUGUCAAAUGAAGGCGAAUUUCCCAGAGGUUGAUUUCUUGGGCACCGCAUUCAAGUUUAGAAAGAGAAAGAAAAAUCGUCGUCCCUCAGUUUUUACGUCCUCCAUUAAACGUGAAAUUAGGCAUUUUCACGUCGUAGUCGUGCAUUGACGGCAAAGAAAUAUACAAAAAAGGCGUGCUGCACGUGCAUGGUUGUUGUUUUGCUUAUCAAACCUAUAGAGUGUUUUCACUCUCGUGGCCAGCAUCUAUGCGAAUUUAUUGGAACAAAAGAAAACGUUUGGAUAAGAAAAGAGUUCAACUCCCACAGGACUGGUUUGGGACACCAUCAUGGCCGUCGUUUUAUUGUUUUGGGACUCCAAUAUGGCCGCCGUGACGUCAUGUGAAUACACUCUAUUGCUUCUUUUACUUUCUCGUCGCCGUCGCCGUCGCCGUCGCCGUCGUCGUUGCUAAAGUUCCCUAUAGUUUUCUGUACGCCAAUGUGGUCGACGUGACGCCACGUGAAACCGUUCUAUAUUCUGUGUUGAAGGCGUUGUUGGUUUUAUUUCUAUUAUUUUUCUCAUCUUCGCUGCAUAGUUGUUAAGCACAGCUGAUGAAGUGGAGAAAUUACAGGAAGAAUUGGAGUCCAUGCAGCCUUUACUAGCUCAGGCAGCCGAAGAAACCGUCGAGACCAUGGAGAAAAUCAAAGUUGACUCGGUAAGAUACAUCUAAUAUAGUUUCAAUGACGUUGUCGUACAAAAAUGAAAAAAGAAAAAAGCCAAAUAGGAAUUAAUUAGGCUAAUAAGCUUAAUUCGCCACUUGCACAUUUCCCAUGAUGCACCUUAUUUGCCCCCCAAAAUUCUGCAUAAGCAUUGUUUUCAAGUUCUCUUGGGUCGGCUGUAACACCAGGAGAAGUGAAAAACAAAGGUUAUUCAAAAUUUGGGGGAUAAGGUGUGUUAUGGGAGAUGUGCAAUUGCAAAAUGAAUUCAUUUGCAUUAUCUCCUCGUGGACGUCGCAUUUGCCUGUUGGAAUUUGCUGUUGUUUUAAAGCUGAAAAACAAUAAAAAAAAUUGGAGCGGAGAAAUGCAACAGCUGCAAAUGAAUCCACCGUGAGAAUGUGGCUUAAUUAGCCUAAUUAAUUCCUAUUUGCGUUUUUCCUUUGUUCAUUUUUCUACGACAACGUUAUAGAAAUAGAGCACAUUCGAUAUAUUAAAAUUCUAAAGUGACCCUAAGGCUUUGUGGUCAUUUUUCUAUAUUUGGUUUGGUUUUCUUUGUGCUUAAGUCUCCUCUGGGAAUUGCGAGACAAUGGAGUCUUGAAAAAUUUGCAAUUUUGACCCUAAAGUCUCGGAGUCAUGAUAGAAUUUUUGUAUAUCGAACGUAGGCUAUUGACCACUCCAGAAAAUACCGUAACAUACCAUAAUGCUCUUUGAUUGUCACCCCAAAAUUUUGCAUAAGCAUUGUUUUCAGUUUCUUUGGGGCCAUUUUAACUCCCUAGAGAAACUGACGACAAUUCUUAUGCAAAAUGUGGGGGUGACAAACAAAGAGCAUUAUGGUAUGUUAUGGUAUUUUCUGGAGUGGUCAAUUAGGUGUGUAUCAUUUGUUUUACAAUGGCCCUAUUCAGUCUUCUGUGAUCUAAUAACCAGGGCGGAGUCAAUGGAAGCAUGUAAACAGAGUGUAUGCUUUUCUAUGGUAGCUCACGUUGUUUCCAUGUUUAUCAUGGUUAGGUGGUUGCCAAUGAGACCAAAGUUGUUGUACAACGAGAGGAAGAAGAGGCUGGUAAGAAAGCCGCUGAGACCCAGGCCAUCGCGGACGAUGCUCAGAGAGAUUUGGACGAGGCCCUUCCAGCAUUGGUGCGGCAUUAUUCAUCAUAUUUUCAUUAUUUCAUUAAUUAGACUGCAAAACAGUCGAUUUUUCAAGGCGCCCGCGUGAGAUUUUUGCGCGAACGAGCGUGUGAGGCGAAAGAAAAGAAAAACUUUUCGCGUCUCUUUCCAGACUCACUCUUUGUUUUAACCCUCGCUCCUCCCUCUCCUCAGUACUUUUGUUUGACCGCUCCCGCGUUCUUGCACUACGAAAAAAUACGGGCUGUUUUGUAGUCUAUUCAUUUUUUUAGGAGAUUGAAAGUAUAAGGCCACGAUCAUAACUUUCGCAGUGUCAUUUGGGAAAAUCGGUCAAAAGCUAUUGAUUGUGGUUUGCUUACCCCUUGGAGAUUAAUUGUCUUUCUCUUGUUGUUGAGGGGUUAUUUUGUGCGCCAGUCAGUGAAUCUAUAUAAUGGUUGCACAGUUUACAAGAAAACUUGGGAAAAUUCCCUUGAUAAUACCUUUUUAAGCAGAAAGACCCGAGCAAUCUCCAGAACUUAUUCACUUAUCCUUUUCCGUGUGUUAUUCCAUGUUGGAUUUAUUAUAUUUAUAGGAAGCUGCCUUAACAAGUCUUAAGUCCUUGAACAAAACAGAUGUGGUUGAGGUGAGGAAAAAAGGCAGAUAAUCAUCUGUCACAAAAUUGUAUUUGUUAAGUGACAAUUUGGUAUCUUUACCACGGAUUAACGACGUUUAAAAGCUGCAUACAGCAGAAGAGUGACUUCUUGGUUUUUUUAUUUAAAUGGUUAUACCAUAGUUAAUAGCGUGGAAUGGUUAGAAGCCCGUCAGACUUCCUGUGAUAUGUUUUUGUGGACUUGAAGGUGCCCAACGUUCAAUAGCAUUUCUGUCAUUCCUGAUCUUACUAAGGGACGAAUCAUUAGAAAACUUAUGAGGGGGCGGCCGAAUUUAAAAAACACGCCCAAGAGAAAAUGAAAUGAAAAAAAGUUCAUGCACGUUAAGUGACCCUGAAAAAUAUUCAUAUGCUGGCCUAACAAAAUUCAUACAAGCGAAGCGUUAACGGAAAAAAAAAUUCAUGCGGCUCUGCUUCCCCCGACCCCCUAGAACGUUUCUUAAUAGCCCGUCCUUAAGAAAUAUAGACAUCGCUUUAAUUUAUCCCUUCACAAUUAGUGAACAAGAGACUAAAGAUUGUGUACCGUCAGGGAACUUCCAACACAAACUGCAGCACUGUUUUUGUUUUUCUCUGAUGUUUUCCGCCUUUCAUAUCCAGUCUUACAGUUGUGUCAGUCGACUCAGAAUUUCACUGACUCUGGAGCUAGGUUAUUAGAGUCCUUUAGAUUCUAGUACGAAGACGACAACGAGAGCGAAGUUUUCUCAACACUAAGUUGUGCGCGCGCGUGAACCAGCGUCAUUUUAGCGGGAAAACGUGACAGCCGUCGUCAUUCUACUACGAGUUUUAGCGAGAAGGUAGUAGUGGCGAAAGGAGGUUAUCAAUUUUUAGAAUGUUUUUCAUUUUGCCAUCGGAAGAGGGCUUAACCUUCUUCAAUAAAGAUAACAAUGCUAACUUUUCUGUUGAAAAAAGGUACAGUGAAGCUCAGUUCCGGGGUGUCAGCUUCUUUUUUUUUACAAUACGCGAAAAAACUUUAAGUUAAGUCUCGUCCUCGAAUCUAAAGGUCUCUAUUGAGUGUAUUUUGUGUUUGCCUUCGUAACAGGUUCGAGCCCUUCAGCGUCCUCCUCCCGGAGUAAAGCUGGUGAUUGAAGCUGUCAGUAUCAUGAAAGGCGUCAAAGCGAAGAAGGUUGCUGGAGAGAAGGUAUGCAAAAUAAGAACGCUACUUGAACAAUAGCUCAAGUAGGGUGUUUUAGUCACUUGUUGACUUGCACUGCUCGUAAAUGUAGUCCAACAAGUACCUUAUAAUAAGACAGACGCCGUCCUAAUAAGCGCCCUAUGUCCCUUCAGUUAUUAUUUGACUCUCUCUAAGACAGCACUUGGUGUCGCCAUAGACAGAGUUGCUCUUUGUUCCACAGCCAUUUGCCUUUCAAUAAUAGAUUUGCCUUUCCAGAUGCCAUUGAACCUAUUUAUAAUGACGCUACUACGGAUUACUGAAAUACUCAGUGGGCGAGGUCAGAUGUCAAUUUUUUUUGGUCGUCAUUGUUUUAAACACUUUUUCAAAUAACAAACUUUCGGCCGAAUUAUACAGGUUCCACUGUAAGUCUGUUAUCAAACACUUGAUGACUUGUUUCGAGAAUGUCGAGGUCAGAAUCUCAAUCCCGAGGUGAAUCUAAGGGAAACAUUGAGAUUCUAUAAAACAAUUUUAACUUUUUUCCGAAGGAGCAGUCAUGAAAAGAUUUGUUGUCUAGCCCACGCAGAAAAACGUCUGCUUGUCAAAUUUAUGUUGACCUCACCAAGCGGUUCAAAGUCUGUGGUAAAGUACACUGUUACCCCAUGAUGUCGCAGAUUUUGCAACAUUAUCUACUCAGAAACGUUUGGCGGGAAACAGUUUGUCAUGUGGCCUCGAAGUAACCAAUGAGAGCUACUAUAAAACAAUAUGUGUUACAAUUCGUGUAGGUUGGUACCAAGGUGGAUGACUAUUGGGAGCCUGGAAAAGCUCUGUUACAGGAUCCUGGCAAGUUCCUUGAAGGCCUCUUCAAGUAUGACAAGGUGAAGUGUCAUUGAUUUUCUUCCGACCAUGCCUUUCAGAAAUUCCUUGCAGAAUAAAUGGUGUAAUAUUUUUUUCAAAUCUCUUAUUGAAUCACAUUUAGGAUAAUAUUCCUGACACCGUUAUUCAGAAAAUCCAACCGUACAUUGAAAACGAAGAUUUCCAGCCUGCUGCAAUAGCCAAGGUAAAUAUUUGUCCACUUAUGCAAGGGAUCUUGUAAUUAAGACACAAACGUUUUCGCCAGCUUAGACCCUGAGAUCUUUGAGACACUUGCCAUCGCAUCUUUUUACAAUCGCGAAAAACGCCAAAUGAAAGAGCUGCGAACUACGUACUAAUAAAGUAAAUCAGAAUCAUAUUCAACAUGGAACCCAAACAUUUAGUAAGGAGUUUUAGAGUGUUUUACUUGUAACGGUAGCGGAAAGGAUAAAUCCAUCAUAAGGAAAUUCCUCCUAAAGAUUGCUUAACUUUGAUUAGCAUUUCCAUCGGCCUGAAACCCUUGGACACCUGAUGAAGUUUACACCACGUAGUAUUUCUUAUUGCUUUGGUUUCCCCUGCACUGUAGAUCGGGUAUUAAGUGUGGAAGCGAUAUGGAAUAAUAUGUUGUGUAAACCUGUGCAAGGGGUUUUAAGGCCGAUGGGAUCUAAUACUUUUUUAACGCCAUCGUUAUAACGUUUUUCGCGACAAUACUUUCACUUCAUGUAAGACUUAAAGGAUAGAUUAAAGUAAUUUCAAAUAACGAUUUUCGUAAUUAUGUAUAGGUACCCCUUGUAACCCCCUGUAACCCUCUGUAACCCCCUAUAACCCCUUGUAACCUCAUGUUACCCAUUGUAACCCUUUGUUACCCCCUGUAACCUCUUGUAACCCCCUGUAACCCCUUGUAACCCCAUGUUACCCAUUGUAACCCCCUGUAACCCCUUGUAACCCCCUGUAACCGCUUGUAACCCUCUGUAACCCUUUGUAACCCCCUGUAACCCUUUGUAACCCCCUGUAACCCCCUAUAACCCCUUGUAACCCCCUGUAACCCCUUGUAACCCCCUGUUACCCCUUGUAACCCCCUGUGACCCCUGUAACCCCCUCUAAACCCUUGUAACCCCCUCUAAAACCUUGUAACCCCCUGUAUAUUCCUGUAACCCCCUCUAACCUCUUGUAACCCCCUGAAACCCCUUGGAACCCCCUGUAACCCUCUGUAACCCCCUGUAACCCCCUGUAACCCUUUCUAACCCCUGUAACCUCUUGUAACCCCUGUAACCCCUUGUAAUCCCAUGUUACCCAUUGUAACUUCCUGUAACCCCUUCUAACCCCUUCUAACCCCCUGUAACCCUUUAUAACUCUUUCUAGCCUCUUGUAACCCCUUGUAACCCCAUGUUACCCCUUGUAACCCCCUGUCACCCCUUGUAACCCCAUGUAAACCCUUGUAACCCCCUGUAACCCCUUGUAACCUCUUGUAACCUUCUGUCACCCCCUGUAACCCCUUGUAACCUCUUGUAACAUUCUAUAACCCCCUGCAACGCCAUAUUACCCCUUGUAACCCCCUGUAACCCUUUGUUACUGUAAGCCUUUGUAACCCCUUGUACCACUUGUAACCCUUUGUAACCCCCCGUAUACUCUUGUAACCCCCUGUAACCCCUUGCAACCCCCUGUGACCCCUUGUAGCCCCCUGUAACCCUUUGUAACCCCCUGUAACAACUUGUAACCCGCUGUAACCUCUUUUACCCCCUGUAACCUCUUGUAACCCCUUGUAACCCUCUGUAACCCUUUGUAACCCGCUGUAACCUCUUGUAACCCCCUGUAACCCUUUGUAACCCCCUGUAACCUCUUGUAACCCCCUGCAACCCCAUGUUACCCCCUGUAACCCCUUGUAACCCCCUGUGACCCCUUGUAAACCCCUGUAACCUCUUGUAACCCCGUGUUACUUAUUAUAACCUCCAGUAACCCCCUGUAACCCUUUGUCACCCCCUGUAACCCCUUGUAACCCCCUGUAACCUCUUGUAACCCCUUGUAAUCCCAUGUUACCCAUUGUAACCCCUUGUAACCCUGUAUAACCCUUUGUAACCCCUUGUAACCUCAUGUAACCCCUUGUAGCCCCCUGUGUCCCCUUGUAACCUCUGUAACCCUUUUUCACCCCCUGUAACCUCUUGUAACCCCCUGUAACCCCUUGUAAUCCCAUGUUACCCAUUGUAACCCCCUGUAACUCUUUGUAACCGCCUGUAACCUCUUGUAACCCCUUGUAAUCUCAUGUUACCCUUUGUAACCCCUUGUAACCUCUUGUAACCCCCUGUAACCCCUUGUAACCCCCUGUUACCCCUUGUAACCCCCUGUGAACCCUUGUAGCCCCCUGUAACCCCUUGUAACCCCCUCUAACCUCUUGUAGCCUUCUGUCACCCCCUGUAACCCCUUGUAACCCCCUGUAACCCCUUGCAAUCCCCUGUAACCUCUUGUAACCUUCUCUAACCCCUUGUAACCCCUUGGAACCCCCUGUAACCCUUUGUAACCCCUUGUAACCCCCUGUAACCCCUGUAACCUCUUGUCACCCCCUGUAACCCCUUGUAAUCCCAUGUUAUCCAUUGUAACCCCCUGCAACCCCUUGUAACCCCAUGUAACCCCCUGUAACCCCCUGUAACCUCUUGUAACCUUCUGUCACCCCCUGUAACCCCUUGUUACCCCCUGUAACCUUCUGUAACCCCCUGCAACCCCUGGUAACCCGAUGUUACCCAUUCUAACCCCCUGUAACCUUUUGCAACCCUUUGUAAGCCUUUGUAACCCCUUGUAACCUCUUGUAACCCCCUUUAACUCCUUGUAACCCCAUGUAACCCCUUGUAACUCCCUGUAACCUCUUUUAUCCCCCUAUAACCCCUUGUAACUCUCUGUAACCUCUUGUAACCUUUUUUAACCCCUUGUAACCCCCUAUAACUCCUUGUACCCCAUGUAACCCUUUUUAACCCCCUGUUACCCCAUGUAACCCUUUUUAACCCCCUGUUACCCCCCUAACCCCCUGUAACCCUUUGUAACCUCUCGUAACCCCCUGUAACCACUUGUAACCCUCUGUAACCCUUUGUAACGCCAUGUAACCUCUUGUUACCCCCUGUGACCCCUUGUAACACUAUGUUUCCCCUGUUAACCCCCUGUAACCCUUUGUAACCCUUUGUAACCUCUUGUAACCCCCUGUGACCCCUUGUAACCCCAUGUUACUUAUUGUAACCCUGUGUAACCGCUAGCAACCCCCUGUAACCCCUUGUUACCCUCUGUAACCCUUUGUAACCUCUUGUAACCCCUGGUAACCCCUGUAACCCCAUGUAACCUUUUUUAACCCCUGUAACCCCUUGUAACUCCCGGUAACCCCUUAAUAGGUUAGCAGUCUCAUUUGAGAUUGCGGAUUAUUUUUGUUAGAUCUUAGAUAAGUUAUUAUUUUUUUGUGCAUUGGUAAAUGUAGGGCCACCCUGCGUAAAUGUAUGAGAGCACAUGCUCUCUAUCGUAAUUGUUUAACUUGUAUUUGCUUUCAUUUCAGGUCUCCAAAGCUUGUACAUCUAUAUGUCAAUGGGUGCGAGCCAUGCACAAAUAUCACUUUGUGGCCAAAGCCGUUGCUCCUAAGCGGGUGAGUGGGAAUUCUCCCCACUGUUUCCUUAACGGCCUUUGUAAUAUUAGUUAAUGGGGAUGUUGCAGUCAAUUUUUUUUAUUUCAGUUAAUUUUUUUUUCUUUGUUUUAAGUUCAUUAGCAUACAUUACCACACCGAAAAAGAAAGGAAAAACAAAACUUAACUGAAAUAACAAAUUAACUGCAACAGAUAUUUACGGUUUUGAAAAGGAUGUGAGCUUUACUGGGUACAACCCUACGCAGUGGGGAUGGGCAUGAACUGAACUCAUAGAUCCUAUGCAAGGUGCCCUCCCCUCCCUAUCCAUUUCUAGAGCCCAUAACUGACAGAUAGGCACCAGGGUUAGGACUGGGAAUAAGAUCAGAGAAUUGCCAGGAGACGGGGCUUCUGAUGUUUUUUCUUAUCCGAGAAGACUGUAGUGUCCAACCAUUUGUAACUGAAAACAAAGACAAAACAUUCUACUCUGUUAAAUAAGAGCCUGAGUGUUGAUCUGGCCGGGUGUUACAGUGAUAUGGGCAUCUCCGCGUUUUGGGCAUCCCUAUUCCCAAAACCCUAGUGAUAUGGGUACUCCCCUCUCAUAUUACCUUAGCGAUUUGGGUUACGGUUAGGGUUACAGGGGAUGCCCAUAUCACUAGGGUUUUGGGAAUGGGCAUGCCCACAUCAUUGUUACACCGGAAAUCACGUACCCAGUCUACCUCUUCGAAAUCUGGUACCCAAGAGUCCCAGGAGUGACAAACAACAUGUUUCUCAUAACAUCAUCAGUGCACAAUCAACAGAAAAGGUUAGGAGAGUAAAUGAAAUGAUCACCAAAUGGAAAAUGCUUUGAUCUUUUAUCAAAUUCUCUUAACUAAUUCUGUAAGGAUAUGGAUAGAGAUCAGUCGGGAGAAUUUGUGUGCGGAUGUUGGGGCUUAAGGGGUUAACAGCUUAAAAUCGCAAAGUUUUUCUUUCGAAUCGCUUGCGCUUAAGGUCUUAAUAUUUCUUCUUUUCGAUUUGCAGGCGGCCUUAAAACAAGCCACCGAAGAACUUCAAGAAACCCAGAGGGUUCUGGCGGAGGCUAAGGCACGGCUUGCUGAAGUGGAGGAAGGAAUCGCGUCGCUACAGGCCAAGUACGAGGAAUGUAUCGCUAAGAAACAAGAACUGGAAUUUAAAACUGAACAGUGUAGUGCAAGACUUGGCCGAGCAGAAAAGGUAAAUUUAAUAGACGAUAUUCGUAUUCCCCGACGGCCCUGGGACGAGAGACUUCACAGCAUGAUUGCGAGGCUAAAGCGGGGAAUUUUUUUAGCAAAAACACAAACAAACAUUGGGUAGUUGCGGCUGAAUCGCUUCAAAACGAUAGAAAUCAUCAAAAAAACUGCAAGAUUUAAAAGCUGAAACCUUACGGGCAAGCUAAAGGGAUAUCCGGUUCAAAAAGCAAAACUGUGGGAAGAGCUGGUCGUACUAACAGGAAAAGUUAAAAAGCCACAAAGCCAAAAGAAGAAACAAGAAGUAAUCAAGAAAAUGGUAUAUUGUGUCAAAAUGUCAAUACUCGAACCCUUUUUACAAAAUUUUAUUCUUAUUAUUAUUCUUUUUCUCUUUUGUGUAUCUGUGGUGUGGAGUUUAAACUGCUCAGUAUUAUCGUCUGUACCAAACUCUGUGUUCAACUGCGUGCACGUUUUUGUACUCUCGCACAGUUGUUAUCGAAGAUAAUGUAACUUAAAUUUAAAAAUUAACUUUACCUAGUCAUCUUUGUUCAAACCGGUUUAACUUCCUUAAAAUGCACAUGGACUGUGUGCAGAACGCUAAGCCCCGUCCAGAUAAGUAAUUAUCCACUGAAUAAGUCGUUUGCUCUACUUCAAAUACUCAUUCAAGAUUUUGCAUCCGCUCUGUUAGAAAAUUUCAACUGUAAAGUAGGUGUGAUAACAUCACCGUUAACUUUAUCGCAGGCUUUCGAUAAUUACGUCCAUUUCAAUAAAAGAUAUUCAAAAAGUUUAAAGGACACUGAAAAUUACAAUUAAAAUGGCUUCGGGAUUUUAAGAACAUCUCAGUCUGUUUAUAUUAAAUUAUAAACUCGCUCAUCAAGCACUCAUCUCAUCAAUAUAAUUAUGGUUAGGAUCGCUGUUUUUCUUACUAAUAAUGAGCAGAUCUUCCUUUUGUUGUUUGAAAUAAUGAUCUCUUUAGUGUGUAAGCCCUUCGGAACUUUACAAUGUUAAAAAUGUUGCUUAAAUUCGGCAAACUCAGCCUCAGUUUUUUCAUAUUUGUUUGUCCUCUUGGCGAGAAGGUCCCCGCAUGAGCCUCGCAUUCAUGAUCAAGGCCUGCUCGUCCCAGGACUGUCGGAGAAUACGAAUACUGUCUAUUGAGGCUUACGCAUAACAUGCACUUCCAUCCACCAUUGAAUGGAAGCAGUCUCGGCAUUUUUACUUUGCCAUUAGCCUCGCGCGAAGUGCAGAAAGCGUGGAUUUCCACAUGCGAAGCGCAGGGGACUCGCAUGAACUUUCUUUUUAACAGCGAGCUCAUUCCUUUCAGCAGAGCAAAAAUACAAUUUGUGUAGUCUAAGGAAAAGUGUAUCCCUCGUGUUGAAAGAUCCUUGCUCCAUUUUCGGACCCGAACGCCUUUGCUUUGAGUGCCACAAAAAUUCGAACGUGUGCAGUUCAUUUGUCGUACAUAAAAGCUCACAGUUCGUCUAAUUUAUUUUUCUGUGUAGUUGAUUGGAGGUCUCAGUGACGAGAAAGUCCGCUGGCAUGAGUCGGUGCAGGCGUUUGACGGCCAGAUUGUAAAUAUUGUUGGUGACGUCAUGAUUUCAUCAGGAGUCAUUGCUUACCUGGGAACAUUUACGGUGAGUCCAUUAUAGUUUACCCAUUGCACGCCUUGGAAUCCCUGUGGUUCGACAAUCACCUCCUUCACUUUAAUUUUGCAACUGAAUAGUCUCUGUAGCUGGCGGGAUUGUUAAGCACGGGGUACUUUGUUUGCUCCGCUGCCAAAAAACAAAAGCACUUGCCCGCCAAUGGCGCUAGCUAUAGUCUUUCUCGCAGCCGUUUUUGUCUCGUGACGCGGCGCUCCUCCCCAACAAAAGUUUCUUGGGGAAGAGCGUUUCGCAACCAGUCAAAAACGGUCGCGAGGGAGACCACGCCAGCUAUGCAGACUGGCAACUGAACGAAAAAUAAAUAGUACCAUAGGGAGGAAAUCGUACGUAAAUUUCGGUGAUUUUCUUAUAAAUCACGAAUUUAUUGAAAGGCAAACCUACUUCGAUAUUUGAUAAUAAUAAUUAAUAAUAAUGGUAUUAAUAACAUUUGAUAAUGAUGAUGAUGAUGAUGAUGAUGAUGAUGAUAAUACUGAUAAUAAUAAUUUUAUUCCACUUUAAAAAAAUAUUUACAUAAUUUACAGAAAUAUUUGAAGUAAGAAUUAAGCACUAAAUAACAUUAAGAAUUAUAUAAAUCACAAAAAAUGCAAUCACUAUGUCAAUAACGAUUUCCCAAAUACAUUCCAUGCGGCUCAGAUGCGAUCAGAAACUCUUGCAGGCGGCCCAGAGUUUUAAAUCAAGUCAUUGCAAAAUAGAAUCAUCCGUCUCUGAUAUUAAAAAGAAACAAGUUUAAAAGAAUAAAAUCUCGUAUUCCUAAAUUCCUAAUUCUUUAAAAAAGUUCUUUAAAAAAUUAAUUAUUUCGGGCAGGCUCUAGUAAUACUGAUAUUAAUAAUAAUAAUAAUAAUAAUAAUAAUAAUAAUAAUAAUAAUAAUAAUAUCUCCCCUGAACAAUGUUUUGCAAUCCUCAGUUGUAAUCAAAAUAAAUAGUAAGAAUAAUAAAGUUAGACCUGCUUCAGAAAUAUUAUUUGGUAGCAUCUUGUACUAAUUUUAUCUUUUGAAAAGUAUGAUUGUAAUGCCUGAUAGUUUUCACGUUUAUGUAAACGGGCAUCCAAAACUUUGUCGACGUUCUCAGUGCUCAGGGUAUAUCGCAUUUACUCGAAGCACCGAAUAAAAGUCUAACUUUAUUUUGAAAGAUAACUGAGAUCGAUGCAAGAAUUGGUGUCUUAAUUGUUCUUGACAUGGCAGGAAAUGAGUUUUUAAAGGCUAAAUCUCGGCCCCCGCUCUUGAAAAAUUCUCAGAAGUAAUAUAUGGCUCUCAACAACCGAGUUUUAGGUCCGUACGGGGACUUAAUUUAUGGCUAAAAGACAAAGCUUGAAAUCAGCGGACAAAAACGAGGAUCUUUAACGUACAGUCCCGGGCGCUUGCAAAACAAAAUUUCCAAUUUUAGCGAGCCGUGCAGCAGUAGACCAAUCACAGUACUCUUACUAACUGAGUCUAAUUCUUGACAUAUUAUCUUGUUUGCCGGAGUUAACUCUGAUUCAAAUUGACCAGCUGGUUGGUUCUUAAACUCUGACAUGUAAUCAAAAUAUCACUAAUUUCAAGCUUAUGAUUCCUUGAAUAAAAGAUGCUUAUGUAAUCAAAGGAAAUUUAGCAGAGUACCCCUAACUUUAGCACUUUAAUAGGCUGAGAACAGCUCCUGAAUUGUUCUUAAAAGUAAUAUUUAUUUACCAAGGGACCUUUUAAUUUUUUUUUUCGAUUUUUAUCUCUAGUCUUUUUGUGCCAUUUUCAAUUGCAUGAUUUCUUUUGAGUUUUGGUCAUUUCAAGUUCAUGACUUGUGCUUUUAGAGUAAAAAGAGAUACGAAAGAGAUAUCCGCUGUUAAUCCUCAUUCACUGCAGUAAAUUAUGUUCAAUUAAGCAGUGUUCAACCAAGGACAAUCAGUUACAGGAAGCCAAAAGAUUGAUUGUUACACAGGGUUUAAGAAAAGCUUAAACUUGUGCUCCUUAAUAUGCUGAUUGUGUAGCUGAAACAAAAAGAAAAACAAAGACAGUUUUUACGUGUGAACUGAACAGCUUUUAAAUGUGUUUUGGCUUUUUAGAGUGAAAAGAGAUACAAUAGACGAACCGCUGUUAAUCCACAUUCUCUCCAAUAAAUGUUCAAUUAAACCAUAUAAUUUACAGGAAGCCGAAAAAAUGGAAUUUGACAUAGGGUUCAAAUAAAUCUUAAAAAGUGCUUUUUUAUGAUAAAUUUGUCGUUGAAACAAAAAGAAAACAUUAGCUAGCUUUUUUGCGUGAAAAGUACAGCUCUCGUGUUCUAGCUUUGUAGAGUGAAAAGAGAUUCAAUAGACAAAUCGGAUGUUAAUCCGCAGUCACUCCACUAAAUUAUGUGCAAUUAAACCAAGUUUAACAAAACGAUAAUCAUUGACAAGAACAUGAAAGAUUGAUUGUUACAUAAGUAAAGCUUAAAAAGUGCUUUUUAUUAUGCUAAAUUUGUGGUUGAAACAAAAAAAGAAAGCCAUAUGGUAGGUUUCAAUCUUUGUCUACCUUUGAUUCACGUGCACUACGGUUAUUAUUUGCAAGUAUGCACGUGUUUAGCUGCCUUAUUUACCGGUAAAUAAAAUCACAUAUCGACAGCGCGAUCCAGCUCGUUUUAUCAGAUUUAUGGAAAUCAAUAAACAGUUAAUGAUGUGAAAUGCUUACUGAAGGCAAACAUGGCUAAUAAAGAGAGGAAAUCACGCUUCGACGGAAACAUAAUUAAGUUGAAACUGAGAUUGUGGGAGCAAAAAUAGACGGGAGACAUUUGUAUGAAGACCAGUUUUGAAGGUCUUACGUAAAAAACGUCACUGUCAAUACCAAUCAAUUACUCUUUCGCUCUCUUUUUUUCUUGAAGCUUUCCAUAGUUUUGAGUAACGACUGAUCAUCGCUUGUCAAAUUCCAGUUUACCAAUGUCGUUUUUGAAAGGCAAAUUCCUGCUGAUCUCUUGAGCUUUUAAAGGAUUUUUUAAGACUUUCUCUGCGUCUUCCCUUACUUGCUAUUUAAACACAUGAAUUUGAAUUCAAUUUUAAAUCGUGACGAUUUAGUCGAAAGCUUUUAGAGCCGUUCAAAAGGUUUACUUUCCUGCGGCAUUUUUAUUGAAGCAACUGUUUUGAAGCGCAAUUACGAGCUCUUUACAUGGCCACUAUUGAAAUUACAAUGGUAUAAACAAAGGUAAAAAAAAAAAAAAAAGAAAAAAAUAGCUGUCAUGUUCCAUAUUGUUAUUAGCUCAUCGGAUCAUCUUCCAUAUUAAAUCCUUUGCGAAAGAACAAUUUUUUGCACUUAAUAUUAAUAACACUUCUAUCCCUUAUCAGUAAAAGACAUUGGAAAAUUAUGUACUUUAGCUUCUUAAGAUUAAAUAUUACAGGACGACCGGUCAAAUGAAACCUUUUCAGUAUAGAUAUUCCGCGAUAUAAUGUAGUUUUCUGAAUUCUUGAAGUUGAAAUUUAAAAAUUUUCUUGAAAGGGUGUUAGAGGGGUUCAUGUGGUGUUGUUACUACUCACAAUCUUUUUGAUUACGCGCGGAAAUGACUUGCUGUCUCUUGUUUUAACUGGCUCUCCCACUGUUCAACAAAUCAAGAUAGUUAUCUCUUUACAUUACUUGUCAUUAAUCACUUUUACCAAAAUUUACGCACACAUUUGUUAGAAGGGGCUUAAAAAACUGACUAGCUUGGAAAUUGUGGAUGCAGCUUGAAAGCGUCAACUUCUGCAACUUAUGAGAGUCAGGUUUUUACAAGAACUGUGCGGUAAAUCUCGAAAGGCAUCGAAGCCAUAUUAUUUAUAGUUUGGUGGUGAGGUUAUUAAAUCAGCUUUUUAUGUUUGCCGUCAGCUAUAAAUAUUGUCAUUCAACCACAAAAUGGUCGUCUUUAACGGACUGAAGAACGAAAAUGGAUCCUAAAGAGGUUAAGUUUUUUCUUGAACAUUGCUCGAGUUGCAAACUGUUGAUAUAAAUGACAGUCUUUCUUCAUGCCCUUCUAUUCAAAACAGAGAUAAAAUUGAGUAUCCGGCUUUCAAUUCAGGUUCCAUUUCCGAAGAAGUGAAUACGCAAAUAUGAAGUUCGUCAUUAUUUAUAGUGUAAAAAAAGCAAUUGACGUGUACCAAUUGGACGUUGGUUCAAAUCCCACGGCAGGUGGUACGGUUCACUCCGAAACGCGGCUUGAUUUCUCUAUAAAAAUCCUUAGCUGUCAUACUGUAACCGGCUUUGUCAUCAAUAGUUACGCCUAAGGUUCAGGAAACAACGAAAUUUGCGUUCGAAACUCAAACGCGUGGCAAUUUGCCAAACCGUCAAGUUUUCCAAACUUUCACGUCGUUCAAGUGAUAAAUACCCCAAACAACUGCACCUGUCACCUUGCGAUCCCUGGGGGAAGGACUAACACACUUUUUACACUGAGCUUGAUUCGAUUGGAGCAAGAUCUAUAUUUUAAGCAGGAGGUGUCAAACUUAAUAACAGUUGUGCGGAACAGAUUGCUCAGCUUCUCACGGCGAACGCACAAAUCAUGACAUUGUCCCACAAGACUGAGUUCGUUGCCUUUUGACGGGUGAGAUGGCGUAACCGAUCUAGUUUUUAACGUUGAAACAAACAAAAAAAAGAUUAUUGACGUUCCCCGUUUUGAAACCGGCAGGCGUUUUGCGAAUGGGAGCAGAUUAUCGCCAGAACGAUGAUUUCCACUGAAAAUUCGUGCGCUGACGUAAGCGCCCCAAAGGCGCUAUCCUUUACAACGGCAAUUUUGUCUCUGCUUUUCGCAUUCGUUACAGUUCCAGGGAAUUUCCUGGUUUGUCUUGCGGUGUUCAAAGAUCCGUACAAACGCCUCAAGACGCCGUUUACCUUCUUUGUGGUGAAUCUGGCCAUUACAGAUCUCAUCGUUGGCAUGGUAACAGAGCCCAUCUCCGUGGUGCUUCAUUUUCGCGAAGGACUUUCUCUACCGAUCGGUGAUUAUGUCGCUAUAAUUCACAUGUCGUACUUUAUAUCGUGUACUGCCUCGGUGUUGAGCCUCGCCGCUUUGACUGCGGAUCGCUUCACGGCAAUCAGCUAUCCUCUACAGUACAGAGCGAGGCUCACCUCGCGGCGAGCAUUUAUGAUAGUAGGUCUGAUUUGGUUUGUUUCUCUCACCCUGCCCUUUGUUUACUUUAAAGUUGGAUAUUUGGUUUACGCCUUUGUGUUCGCAAACUCAGCAAUAGCGCUGACUUUUGUUAUUUUCCUCUUCACAUACAUUCGUGUUUUGCGGGGCGUAAGAAGGCAGGUUUUGGACUGGGAGAGACUACGGGAAAGCUCUCAAACCGAAGAGAACCGAGCGCAGCUUAGAGCUGCUGCGUUUGAGAAGAACAUCACUCAGGCCUUUAUGGUGAUGCUUGGCUUAUUUCUGUGCUGUUACACGCCAUCUUGUGUGAUGAUUUACAUCAUGAAUCUAUGUUAUUCUUGUAGCUGUUUCGCCAUCCAUGUUCUCAGAGAUCUCCAGUUUGUAUUUGUGUUGUGUUCGUCUGCGUUGAAUCCCUUCCUUUACGCUUGGCGGUUACCGAACUUUCGCAAAGCGUUUGUGAGGAUUUUGCGGUGGCGCAGGGUCAACGAGGUCAUAGUACCCACCAGUGGGCAAGAAAGCGGGCGAAUUAACAAAAGAGCCGUUGAAUCGGCUUGAAUAAAAGUGUAUUUACUUUUGCACAGUGCCAAGGCUAAGAAGGGAAAUAUUGUUACUUUUUUGUUCUUUGCGAACUGUAUUUGACAGAACUUCGUCAGAGAGAAAAUUUCUUUUUUUAGUCAGUGAUGUAACAGUACAAAAUAAAACCUACGCCAUGUGUUUCACUCAAUCAGAUUAGCAAUGCAUUCAGUCAAUCUGACGACUGUCCAAACAGAUAAGAAUUUCCUUGUUUUAGUCGUGAACCUUUGAUCUUGGCAUGCGGCGAUCCAUUCCUUAGCCUGGGAGAGAGAAGCGACGACCGGAAAUGCGUCUGCUGUUCGCAGGCUAUCCAUUCCUGUAACGACAUUUUUAUAUGUUUCGUAGACUCGAGAUUGUGUUUGUGUACUAAGUAAACCUGUAAAUUCAUGUACAUUUGAUUCUGACUUGACGCGAUCCAUUCUUGUAACAUUUUUGUAGCUUCGUAUACUAGAAAUAUAAGGUGCUUUCUUCCCUGUUUGUACAAUUUUUAAGACGACGUAUUGUCUAAUUUUGAAUUAUAUUGUGAAAAGUACGUACUUGUAAGGAGUUUUAAGUUAGCGGUUUAAUUACACCCAAAAUUUAAUCGCUUUCACUCAUAAAACGAAGGACUCUGACCAAAGAGAUUUCAGUAUAGGGUGCCACAAACUGAUUUUGUUGUUGUAGUAAAAUAAUGCAGUGGAGAGCUAGGCAAAUAGCAAGUUUGAAAUCUAAAGAGAAUAAUAAAUUCAACUUUUAACGAGUCAUUUCCUUUGAACGAAGACGUGUCAGAAUUACAGACAUUCGUAUUUACACACGUUCCUCAGAACGUCGUUAAAUGUCGCCAGUGCAAAAUGCAUUAUUUACCGAAGUUUUCUCUUUUUUCUGAACUCUUGCCUUGACCAACAUCUUUCAAUUUGUAUUUGUUUUUGGUUAGCUUAGAAUGAUACUUUGUACACAAUAACGCCAGGAUAGUUUGCCUUUUUAUAAUUGACUCUAAACCGUACAACAAACAGAAAAGAAACCGCAGAUUUUCAUAUAAUUAUGUUAAUAAAUUCAUGAAAGUUCCGCUCUCUGUUUCAUGCAGUGAAGGGUAUACAUCUUACAAUAAUUACAAAAUCUAAAGCGAGCAUUAAAUUGCACGUUCAACGUGCCAUUUGCUUUCAGUGAAUACUCGUCAACUUAACAGACGUUUGUAUCACACAUACCUCGAAACGUCUUAAAAUGUCAUGAAUAUUUUUUGUUUUCCUUCUAACCCUGUCUUAACUAACUUUCACUCACUGUUUUUUUCGGUCUAACUUUGCAUAAUACUUUGUUUAUCUCGUGCAUUUGAGGCCGGAGUAAAAAAGAUGCGACAAAGAUAGGACGUUUGCACGAUAGCGUCAUUUUUCUACUACGACCAGAAUCGUGUUCGUUUUUCCUUUCAUAUUUUAAUUUGGUAAUCCCAGUGUGGUUUCGAUAACAAAAGCCCUAAUUUGCACAAGAAAGCAAAACCCUGAAGGAUUCUAGUCCUUCUAGUCAACUGACUUCAUCGUCUUGCAAAUCGCCUAUUAGUCUUUUCGAAACUUCAUUGAACAAUACUAUAAUGUUCACAGCCUUUUAAGUCUCUCGACGCCAGCUGGUAAGGAUCGGUAAGAAGGUGAUAUUGCAAAUAUCUUAGCUCUGCGUCCUGCGUCCCUGACGCAUAAAAAUCCCCAAUGACGCAAAAUAAUUCAUGACAUGCGUCCCGUAGGACGCAAAGAUCGAUCGAUCGAUCGAUCUGAGCAUGUGUAUUUGUAGAAAUAUUCCGUUCGUGUAAUUUCUGUGGUGGUUAUUAUGGCUGUUGUUUAACGAUGCAUAUUUCUUUUACCCUUUGUUGUGCUUUAAAAUAGAGGGACUAUGUUUUACUUUCAGUAUACUGUAAUGCAGAGUUUUGGCAAGAGAGGAUAAAGGCCCUUUAUCCUCUCUUGGUUUUCAGGGGAACCCAACGAGAAUAUAGUUGAAAACCACUUAAACAUGGCAUUGUUGAACGUAUUUCAGUAUUUAAACGGUAGAUAUAGGCAUAUUUUUAUCGCCUAAAAAUUUUUUAUCUGUUCGGAUUUUCUAGCUGAAAGUCAAGUGAUCCGAAAAUUAUAGGGAUCAAAACUUACCUUUUCGAAAAUUUCAGCCAGAAAAAAAGGCUCCCGAAAAUUCUAGGGGACAUUUUUAAGGUAAAAAUCUGUUAGAUGUUCGAAAAUCCUAGGAGAGGCAGGCAAGCAAUUAAUUUUACAACAAAUGUUCCGAAAAUUCCAGAUCUCAAAUUGUCUUCCGAACAGAUAUUUUCUAAAAAUUGACGUUGGGUGCCCUUGGGUUUUGGAGUCUGUCUUCAGAUUAAUUGUCUGGUUACAUAAAGGCCCAAGCAUUUUCAAUUUCGGACUCGUAAUUUUUUAACUGGGACUCAUUGGUUCUGGACAGGGACACAUGAUUUUUUACUAGAUGAGUCCAAGGACUUACUAACUAUUUGUAACAAAAUCACUGGGGGUACCGCCCGCACCCCAUCACGCUCUUUAUUUACACACACACUUCACACGCUUCCAGUUCGCUCUCUCCUUCGCAGGGGCCGGAUUCCUUCAUGUCUUAUGGGGAGAGAAAAAAGGAAAGCGCUCGGAGAGACUCCAGUUUGCACGUGUAUUCAUUGAAUGAAUCGAGAAGAUUUUAAUUUUUACACAGAGAUUCCAGUCAUUCAAGUCUAGUUUAAUAACAUUCAAUUUAUAUACUUCGCCUACGUAUGCAGUUUUGUUGAAGAAGGGGCUGCUUUCGUAUAAAUCUGUCCUUGUUGUCCAUUCUUGACAACACGAGAAAACUCCCAGGGACCUCUGUAUUAAAAGUCGGUAUUUUUCAGGGAGAGUACCGCGUUUCUAUGGUGGAAGAGUGGCUAAUAGAGUUACGUGGUUUGGAAAUUCCUCAUUCGGACAACUGUAAUCUUGUAGCAACGCUUGGUGAUCCUGUUAAGAUUCGUAACUGGCAGAUUGCCGGUUUGCCUCGAGACACACUCUCCGUCGAGAAUGGUGUUACUGUGCAGUAUUCUCAAAGGUGGCCUCUGUUCAUUGAUCCGCAAGGACAAGCUAAUAAGUGGAUUAAAAGCUUGGUAAGUGAUCUCUACGUGGCAAGCGUUAAAAACGGACAAGCCAGUGAGAAAACGCUAAGGGCGUGCGAGGAAAGUGGACGCAACCUGCGUGAAGGAAAGGGAAACAUUGGGCGCGCGGAAAUAAACGCGAGAUUGCGUCCACCUCUCUCGCGCGCUCUUUGCCGGCUACCUAGCACUCGCCUUCGAACUAUUCUCUGGCAUGAAUCUCUUCUAGUGUACCGGGACGAAAAAUACCAGUUCAUCAGGUUACUUAUUAUUUUCAAUGAAUGUUGUCAUUGUUGUUGUAAUAUUAGUUUUGGUGGAUUAUUCUUGUGUUUCUCAGAAGUUGUUAAGCAUAAAACAGCACUUUUUAGUAUUUGUUUCUAUCAAAAUCUUUCUCCUAUGACUUAAACUAGGUUGUGCAAAACGGGUGUUUUUUUUUUACUCAGAAAAUGAAUACUGAUGUGGAAGUACGAUCUCCUUUUCCUUAUUUGUAUCAUUUCUUGUUUUAUGGUGCACUUAACGUUUAAUUGUUAUGAUAUCAAGAGAAAGUCAAUUUUAACUUGUUAAACAGUAAACAAAAGAAAAUGAGCAUCAGUAUAUGCAGUACCAUUCUUGCUGAGCGGAACUUGUUCACCCUGUUUAUUAGGAGAAAGACGCGGGUCUUGAUGUGAUUAAACUCAGUGACAGAGAUUUCUUACGAAGCUUGGAGAACGCUGUUCGUUUUGGCAAACCUUGUCUGCUGGAAAAUGUUGGAGAGGAACUGGACCCGGCAUUAGAGCCUAUUUUACUGAAACAGGCAAGUUGCAACAAAAACAUCUAAUCUACUUUUGUCAGCUAGUUUUGUUUUCAUAUUUAUUGUUCUUCAUUAUCAUAUAAAUGUUACUACAUUUUAUUUAUUUAUUCAUUUAAAUAACGUCUUUCGAGACAAAAAGGGUGAAUAUCAGAGGUUUUGUCUCCAUUUCAGUGCUUGUUAACUAACUUGGUACUGUGUCAUGUUGGUGAUGAGCUUUCUUAGGAAGUUCAUCCUCAAAGGAACGUGACCCAGUAGCCAUCAGUAGAAUUGUCCAGGGCGUGCUAGUCUUCAGUAAUGGAGAGAUUUAGAGUCGCGUUACUUGUAACGUCGGAUUCAAGUUGAGAAUUUCCCAAAAUAGAAAAUAAGCAGAUAAAAACAGGUCAAAACAAUGCUUAUGGAUAAAACUGGCGUGAAACAACUAACUAUUUUGUUGAAGUCAUGAACAGUAAACGACGAGAAAAGGGAAAACUUGGUCACGUGGUACAAAUUUGCGUUUGCCUUUUGCCGUAAACGCGAUGCUUAAUCUCUCUCAUAUCUUUACUCUCCAGUCCGUGUUAUCUGAUUGGUCAUUGUCUAUUGAUCGUUACUCAAGAAUAAGGGCGGUGUGAAAGGGAAAGGACGCUUCACUUAUUAAAGAAAGAAAGUUAGAUUACUUUACUUGGUGUAGACUGGGAGGAGUCCCUUUUCAGUCAGUAGAGUUCAAUGCUCGGCAGGACUGGAGAGAGCGAAAUGGCUGAGAGGGGAACUGGAGGAAAGCGUUCCCGCCUCCUCGCCAGUUUCCCUCUCGGCUGGCAGUUUUUUUUCCCGUUUGAUUCGCUCGAUUUCCUCGCUCGCGCGACUAUCGUGGGGAAGUUCUCGCAGUCUAUACUUCGUGCAAUUUUUUCGGAGCAGCGCAUCCAUAUUUUUUUAAUGCACUUUAGUAUGUCUUACCAGCAACCUCGUCUUCGGUCUCCUCUCCUACUCGCUCCGGGGGAUGAGUAAAAGAGGAGCCUGGGAACGAGGUUGCCUUACCGGCCCUAAAAAUGACAACACUAUUGAUCCCCUUCUUUCAGACUUUCAAACAAUCAGGCAGCACUGUGAUCAAGCUGGGAGACGCCAUUAUUCCCUACCAUGACGACUUCAAGUUUUACAUCACAUCCAAACUUCCCAACCCUCACUACACCCCAGAGGUUUCCACAAAAGUCACGAUCGUCAACUUCACUCUAUCACCUGGGUGAGUACAUCUACGGCUAUAGUGGAAGUUUAAUUUAGCUGAUUUUUUUCCUUUCGUAGUACAGUUGAACCUCUCCACAACGGCCACCUUGGGGACAGAAGAAAGUGGCCAUUGUAGAGAGGUUUAAACAAGAGUCAAUGUAUGGACUGUCCGCCAAAAAAAUAGUGGCCAUUGUAGAGAGGUGGCCUAUUACUAGAGGUUCGACUGUACUGAUCUACAUUGUUUGCAUGACGUAACUAAGAUAUCUACGGCAGAUUCCCAGUGUCGCGGAUGUAACUGAAUUGCUCUUCCUUGAACGGUCCAAACGACGAACUGUGUUUAAAAAGUAAAAAUUUACAACCCAGAAUCAAGCCAAAACUCUUUGGCAUGCUUGAUCACCACUUCCGCGCUGAUUCAUAAAUCUUAAAAAUAGUAGUUAUAUAAAAUCGCAAAUAAGUAUCUUUCGUCUUUUCGUAGUAGGUGACCUUAGCCCAUUUUCUCGAACGUAAGGGUUAUCUUAACAUUUCGGACGGUGCGACUCGCCAAAACGAUUAAGUACACCGGUGCUGAACAUUUUCCACACCACGGCAUUAUAGCUAGCCAUGCAACAAAACACCAAGUGGAGACUUUGUCUGAGUUUUUUCUUAUAAACAAGUUCGAGCUACUCAAUCUCACUUUAAAAUUGUUGGGUUUGAAGUUACUCAAGCUCCUGCUGUCAUGGUCUCUGAACUCAGCAUAUAAUAUUAUUACAGAUUGCAGCUGUUUCCCGAAAUUUAUCAAAAUUCAAACCGUGGGAGCUGCCAACAAUCUGAGUACAGCAUAAAAAUAACCGCUCAAAAAGUUAAAAGAAGGUAUAAAUAAAACAGCAAAUAAAAAAGGAGGCAAGGAUGGACAAACUUAAGGAAGAUUGAAACGGAUUGAAAGCUUGUUAGCCGAACAGUUUUUCAAAGUUCAUUUUUGUUAUUUGUAACGUUUGAUAUGAUAUCAUGCUUGGGAGACAUAUUUGUUUGACUCGAAGCUCCUAUUUUGUCAUUUACAAGUAAUUUCUGUGGUUCCAUACCCAAUUAGGAGGCGUUAUUGGCAUUAUUAGAAAAAUGAACUCGACAGGUGUGACACAGCCCUUUUAACUCUGAAAAUAAUCUAUCUUCAAUAGUGGCCUUGAAGAUCAGCUGUUGGCUUUAGUUGUUGCCGAAGAGAGGCCCGAUCUAGAGGAAGCCAAGAACCAGUUGAUUGUUAGUAACGCUAAAAUGAGACAAGAACUGAAGGAGAUUGAAGACAAGAUUCUUCACAAACUGUCGGCUUCUGAAGGAAGCCCUGUGGAUGAUACAGAUUUGAUUCAGACGCUGGAACAGUCCAAGGCAAAGUCUAUGGAAAUCAAGGUGACUUUUUAUCCGAUUUAAUUCAUAGUUUUCCAAACGUUUCCUUAUGAUUAAGUUGUUUUGGAGAAAGAAACACAUGAAUAAAUGUUGUGCCCUGCCGCGUAGCACUGUGACACAAAGGAUGGAACAGAAAAUCAAAUUUUUCACUGAGGUUCAAGGAUUUGUUUGUUUACCUCGAAUGAUUUCGGCCCUGAUUCGCGAUCCGAGGCCAUGACUAGGCUGACACCCAGUGGGGCUUGUGGUAGUCUCUAACACGUCAAUUUAUACUUCAGAGUUAAUUAUCUGUUUCAUUCUUUGGAGAAAAAAAACUCUCUGGAAAAUUAAUCUUCCAUCUGCGGACCAAAAAGUAGCCUCCCGUGCAGACUUUCUUGGGGCUUCGUCACGCGUUCCUUCGAGGAGGAUUGCGUGAGGAGCGAAAAAACGUACGUGUCGGAGGCUAACCAAAAUGCGCCCUGGGUACUAGAGCGGCAAGAUGUUCCAGUGUCGGUCAGAUGGAAACUGGAAAUCUCUGGCACUCGCGGUAACCAAAGAGGAAAACUCGCAAAAAACUCGUCAAUGUCUUAUGUCUUCAUUACUACGAAACAAAAUGAAACAUCAUCUUUGGUAAAGUCACCUAUUCAUUAUUGUUCGGUCUAAACUUCUUUGUGAAAUUUCUUCCUUUCGAUAUAGUCAGAAAAAUUUAGACAUAAAGUCUCUUAAAUUUGAAGAUUGUGUUCAAAAGUAAAAUCGGUCGUUAACAAGUUGUGUUUUCUUGUUUUAUUUUAUUUUAUUUUUUCUAUUUUUCAGGCUAAAGUGGUGGUAGCUGAACAAACAGAAAAAGAUAUCGACGAGACACGAAGCCAGUAUAUUCCUGUAGCAGUCAGAACGCAGAUUCUUUUCUUCUGUACUUAUGACCUGGUAAGAAACUUGUUUGCUUGAAAUUUGUUUUUAAAAAAACUAUAAACAGAGACCUAAAUGUUCUCAGUGUAUUGAGAUAGGAACAAAACAGUGAAGAAAUUCUGCUUGCGUUAUGUACUCAGGGUCUGGAAGGGGGGAAGUAGCCUGCGAUCAAGCUCUCCGGGGCGCUCUGGUGGCGGGGCGGGAAAAGGAAGGAGACUUUGCAACUACGUCUCUGGAAUUUGAAUAUCCGCAUCGAAAAAGUCGACGCAAAAUGCUAAUUGGCGGAUAUGACAUUAGUAAUGACAUCAUUACCCUUGGUACUUUUUUUUUCAAUGUUUGUUUACAUUCGCGCUCGUUCUUGCUUCGCGCUGAUUGGCGGAAAUCUGACAGCUCAGUCGGCGGGGAGCCACCGGGGAAUUGGAGGUGGAGUUCAAAUUUGCAAGCCGUCCUUCCUUUUCCCGUCCCGCCGCCAGAGAGCCCCCGAGAGCUUUCUCGCAGGCUAGUGGGGGAAAGCUGAUCUCGCAUUCCCGCUCCUUUUUCAAGACAUCCCACAUCCCGCACAUCUGUCAUUUCUACCCCGUGCCAAGAUUUGGGCGAAUCCCGCUUCCCGAGUAGCAGAUCCUACUAACGAUUGGAAUCCAGAAUUCAAGUUCCACUUACAAAAACCGGAAUUCAGUAGCUGGAAUCCGAAAUCCACGGCGUGGAAUCCAGAAUCCAAGACUGUCUUGGAUUCCCUUGUUCGGGGUGUAAUUACUUGUGAAUGACAAAAUCGCCGCUUUGUGUCAAACAAGUGUGUCUCCAAAGCACGAUAUAACGUUACAAAUAAAAAAAGUAACUUUGGAAAACUAUUAGGCCAAUAAGUUUUCAAAAACCACAAUUGCAGUCCCUUGCAACCCUCUUCAAGCUUUUUCUUACUCGCCUUCUUUUGUAUUGACCGUGUAUUUUUGCUUUCUUGCAAUGUUUUGAGCCGUUAUUUUCAUGAUUCACUCAAUUUGGUGGUAGCUCUCAAUAGAGAGCUUUAGAUUCCAGGACGAGGACAACAAUUAAUUUUAAGUUUUCUCGCCUAUUCUCUAAAAUAGACAUCCCGGCAAGCAUCAUUGUACUUUUUUUCACCAGUUAGCACGCUUAUUUCCGUUGAAGGAGGUUAAGCUCCUCCCGAUCGCUAAAUGAUAAAAUUUCUAACAUUUGAUAACUUGUUUUCGCCACUACGACAUCCUCGCUAAAACUCGUAGUAGACUGACGAAGGCUACCACAUUUUCCCGCCAAAAUGACGUUGGUUCGCGCGCGCUCACCACUUAGUAUUGGCAAAAUCUCGUUCUCGUAGUCGUCCUCGUCUUAUAAUCUAAAUCUCGCACAGUUUUAAGUUGGAGACAUUUUAUGACAUAGCUCCUUUAAUAUAAGAAUAAAUUAUGUGUCUUUCUUAGGCCAAUAUAGAUCCCAUGUACCAGUAUUCUCUGGAAUGGUUCAUUGGUAUUUUCCUCAACAGCAUCGCCAAUGCUGAUGCUUCAGGUACACUGUGAAAAUUAUUGUUUAUCGCCAUAUGGACAGAAAGUUACUGACCAACUUUUUUCUGGUGUGUAACCUACACAUUAGCAAAAAAUUCUCGGGACACCGAUUGUCCUACUGCUUGUGGAACCCUUAUCCCUCUACAAUGUUGUUUGGAGAGGGUUUACGGUUAGGGUUAGGGUUAUUUUACAAGCCAGGAACGCGGAUUAUUCAUGUGAGGGUAAGAAUAGCGCAGUGGUGAGAGCACUCGCCUCUCAUCAUUGUGGCCUGGUUCAAAUAUGUGGAUUGAGUUUGUUGUUUGUUCUCUCCCUUGCUCCGAGAGUUUUUUUCUCCAGUUUUCCCCUCUACUCAAAAACCAACAUUUCCAAAUUCCAAUUCGACUAGGAAUGGUAGACGUAGAACCGGUAUGCGGAUGUGCUACCUCUAAAUCGUUACUAUUUGAAAAAAUGCGUUGUAUUUGAGUGUCAAUGUAUUCAGCACGGAAAUACUAAUUAAGGACACUAUUUUUACGUCUCCUCCUUCUGGAGACGGGACCGCCAUUUUACGUAGUCACCGAGCCACGAGGAGGUCUAUUCGAUCACAGGGCAAAGGAAUUACCUUCAUUUCUCAGUAAUUUAAGACCUUGAGUAUUGAUCCGGCCCCAAGAAUCGAACGCACGACGACCACGACCUUCUGUAGUCAAGCGCUCUACCGACUGAGCUAAUCCUGCCGCUGUUGUUAUUCCUUAUUUAUCAAUUCUGUGAAGGGAAUGAGAGGAGAAAUCAAGGGAAAACACCGGCUGUUAGAUGUUGCAGUUGAUGACUCCGUGUCGUGUUGGUGACACACCUGUCCAACACUUGGGCGAAUUUCAAUAUCUUCGAUCGACGAUUCCACAAUAGUGAAACCUUCUAUUAUUGUUUUUCGUUUCAGAUAACUUGGAAAAGCGCAUCGAUAACAUCAACGACUACUUUACCUUCAGUUUGUACUCAAACGUAUGCCGGAGCUUGUUUGAAAAGGACAAACUAUUGUUCUCCUUCCUGGUGUGCGUCAGAAUCCUCAUGAACGAAAACAAGAUCAACAUGGUCAGUGCGUGUUUACAUUUUUUACGUAUAGUUUCUGUUAAGAUUAUGUAAUCACUUUACCAAUUCCCGCCAGAUAUGCAGACCACCCUUGCUUGGACUAUGCCAUAACUGUAAUGAUGAAUAUAUGAACCGCGGAAUGAAGAGAUUAAUGUAACGGAGAUCAUGAUCGCAGUAAAGACGCAACUUAAAAUUCAAUUUUGCCGGGAUUGGAACCCUGACCUCUGCGAUACCGGGGUGCAGCGCUCUAACCAGUUGAGUUAGCAAGCCAACUGGGAGCUGAGAAAUUUUUCCGUCUUCUAUUCGCAACCGCGUAAGUUGCGUCUUUAACUGCGAUGAUCGUCCGUACAUUUAUUUAUUUAUUUAUUUAUUUAUUUAUUUAUUUAUUUAUUUAUUUAUUUAUUCCACUUGUCUCCAGAUCCCUCAUCAGCGGUUUUUGUCACUUAACAUAGAAUGAAUAGAAUGACGUUACCUCUUCUUCGGGAGCUUCUCCUGUUGGAUGGUAGAGGCAUUGACACUCAACAACCCUUUUCAGGGCUACACUCACUCGGGCCAACAUAUUCAUAACACGUAUCACAUCCCGCCAUGUUUUACAACAGAAAAUGUUUUAUCAUUUUGGUAGCCUUGUCCAUUGUUUUCUCUGUUUGUCAUUUUAAAUGUAGAGAAAGCACUGGAGAUGAGACUGUAGAGUAAUGUUUAUGCUCAUGUGCUAGCACGUAAGCCCAGAAAGAUCAUCUACUAAUAAAUAGGGCAAAUAUAUAAAAUCAUCGCUAGUCAACUGCCUGUCAUUUUAGUUUUACAUCGACCGGGAGAUCCGUAGUGCUGCUGAUGGAGCGAUCACAAAAUGCAUGAAAAAAGAUUGACACAGUCUGCGAGCAAAGCCUCCUUUGUCUUCUUGAGUGAGAAGGAUGAAGAGGAGGCUGCGCCCGAAUCGCGUCAAGCCUUUGAGUUCGCCGCUGCCCGAAUUCUGGACUUGUCAUUCAUGUUUUCCCUCGUCAAACUGUUUUUUUCGAGUGCGAAAAUCCUUUUAUUAAAAAGCCGAUCGAUGGUCAUAACCGAGCCCGCUGUAGCAAGCGUACUGAUUACAUCCUAGCAACAUGCUGCGCAUGCUCAACGAAGCUCUUACUUGACUGAUGUAGAGUCUUUCUCGAGUAGGCUAAAAUCGAACAAGCGAAAGAAAGCAUCACCUGGCAGGAUGGAAAAGGCACUGAACGGAUAACAACCAAAAAUAUCUUCUAGAACACCAAGAAACGCCUGAUAGUUGUAGCUAAAUAACAAUAUUUUUAUCGCUCUCUUUUAGGACGAGUGGCGUUUCUUAUUGGCUGGCGGCUCUACAGUCCCCAAGGAAAUCGAGAACCCCGCUCAGGACUGGCUCUCCGACAGGGCCUGGUUCGAGAUACUUCGACUUCCGGUUCUUGUAAGUCUGUGGAUGAAUUUUGUGUUCAACCGUUUUUCUUUACCAUAUGAUAGUAGCAUUUGAGCGGCAACAUCGAGUUUCUUCACUUUUGUCGCAGAUAUAAACACCACAUAAUAUGUCCACACAGACGUACAAAGGCGAUGUUGUGAUUUAAAAAGUGUCUGUAACACCACCAAAUUUCCAGUAUUGCAAAACAUACAAUACGACAACUAGCAUGAUUUGCAUGAGGAAUUUUCGUUAUUGUUUUUCAGCCCAAAUUCGCCAAUUUUGCAGAGGAUUUCAAGAACCACAUUGACGGAUAUCAACGAAUGUUUGACAGUGUGGAUCCGCAUCGGUAAAUAACAGUUAUGAAAUAGUUUACAUAAAGGAGUUCUCUUCUCUGGGUCAAAAACGUAGCAAAUAGGUUAUUUCUGGAAGAGGAAACAAGUCUCAUAGUUUUGAGGCAUGUUUUUCUCCUUCAACUUAGAUUUUACUAAGGGUGGGAAGGGAUACUAGAAACGGGCAAAAGCGCCACUGAAGUGGUUAGGUCAGGGUGAAAGAGACGUCAUAUAUCAAUCAGUAUUUCAAAGAAGCAAAGUUAUUCCCCAGUUAUUCCAACGUGUUUGGCUCAAAAAAGUGUUUUGCCUCAUCCAUUACCUUUGGCAAGAAAAGAAGUGAUUUUCAAAGCCCCACUCAAAUUAAUGAUCCAAUGAAUUUUGACUGAUAUGUCAUUUCAAAUCUUCAACUCAAUCCAAAGACCUUGAAAAUUGAGACCUCGAAAUACUAAGUCCUUCCCAGCCUUUCCUUAUGCGUUUCCAUUUAAAACUGCGUGAAAACAACAUUUCCUUAAACAAUAAUAUAAGGUCUUAGCCAAUCUGUUCAUUCUAUUGAUGAUCAAGGCCUCAUUAGGACAAUUUUUAUAACUUGUGCUGCUUUGUAUUUCUACAGUGAGCCUUUACCCGAGCCGUGGAACACCGACCUAGAUGCCUUUCAGAAACUUCUUGUUCUGAAAUGUCUGCGAGCCGAUAAAGUCACUAACGCAAUGCAGGUCAGAAAAAUUGAUGAUCUCAAGGCGGUCGUAAUUUUGAUAAACGUGAACCAAGUGUUUGUUUCCUUUUUUGCAGGAUUUCGUGUCGGAAAAUCUUGUGUCAGGUUUAAACCACAGGUUCAGACCUGUUUAUUGAACCACAGACUUUUGUACUGUCCGUCGGAACUGAUCCUGCCGCCGACUCUUGUGUUUUUCAAAGAAAUUUUCACUGGGUCCCACCAUGUCCAAAAUUGCUCAUCUUUGUAUUGUCCGUCGGAACUGAUCCUGCCGCCGAAACCCCUUUUGUUCAUAUAUCUGCGGACGCUG